ACUAAAGAAUGCCUUCAUUCUGUCUGGUGAGGGAAGAGAUUUCUUAAGUGAUCUGAAAGUUGUGUUAUCUCAGGAGUACGAGGUCCACUUCUAUGAGGGAAAUCUCGGGGGGAAGCUGAGUAAUAAUUUGGAAGCUGUUACCUGCCUGGCUUUAAUCUAAAGUUACUCAAAUCCCACAAUAGCAGCCACUGUUAAAUGUUAUGAAUGCAGGUGAAGAAAUGGAGUUUUAUCCAGUGGUAGUCAUACUCAGGAGGGAAACACUUCCAUUUCCACAAGGCAAGAAAACAGAAUUUCACUGAUACAUCUACCCACUGCAGCACCACAUGUCCAGAAGUGACUGGUGUGGUAUGGAGAGGUGCUGAGUAAUCACUCUCCCAACACUGGUAUCACUGCAGCUUACAUUAAAUGGUGCAGGGGUAGGGCAGGAUAGCAGCAAUAGCUACUGCCCCUGUCCAGCCCUGAUCUCAUUGCCACUGUGCCCUGACCUAUUAUCAUCCAGGUGAACUGCAACAAUGCUGGUUGUGUCCCUUGAAAAACUGAAAAACGGGUGUUUGGUCUUGCAUGAAAAGAACCAUUAGCCAUGGAAGAAAUGCAUAAUGGGUGGUGAUGGUUGUUUAUACAGAUUGUAUAGGCAUGGUGGUACUAAUUUUCACAAUCUUUUGAAACCUAUUUGGGCUUAUCUAUUUCAUAUUUACUGGAUAUUUAUUUCAUAUAUACUGGAUACUUUAUUUGAGAAUAGGGAAGGGUCAUAGUUCAUUGGUGAAGCACCUGCCUUGCAUGUUAGCAGGCCCCGGGUUGAUUCCUCAGCAUCUCCAGAUAGGCCCGGGUAAGUCUUUUGUCUGAAACCGUAGAGCAGCUUUCCACAACCUCUUAAGUGCUAUAUUUUGCUGGACUACAACUCCCAUCAUCCUUGACUAUUGACCAUGCUGGGUAGGGCUGAUGGAAGUUGGAGUCUAAAACAUCUUGAGGUUACCAGGUUGAGAAAAGCCAAAGAGCUGCUGCCAAUCACUGUAUACUAUUAUAAAUGGACAAAUAAUCUGAUUCUGUAUAAGGCAGCUUCCAUACACUCAAUACUGCCAUAUCUUAAUUUGAAUUAAAACUUUGUAUGACUGCUCCAAUGUGAGAUUUAGUUUAGCUUUGCUUUUUGUCUCACAUGUGAAGCAGUCUUGUAACAUGCUUAAGACACAUUUUAAUCCUCAUUUGAACUUCUCAUUUGAACUUGGCCCACAUUGUUCGUGAUGCAUCUUUCACAGAAUCUGGGUUGCAUUUGGAUGUAUAUUGUGAAAUGUGGGGUGAGUUUUAUAAAAUGCACUUUGAAAUCAUCUUUUAAUUUCAUAGAUAAGUACAACCAUGUGAUCAGAUUUCCUUGAGGAAAUGUCAGUUCUUGGAAAAUGAGAAUUACACUCUAAAUUAUCUGCCAAGCUUGAUAGAUCUCUCACCAAAUAUUUCCUCCCUAAAUACUACUGAGCCCUCUAAAGCAUGGGCAGAGAUUUAGGACCAAGUACAGGGGAAUAUUCUGCAGCCCCAAUGAGGUAAGUCGAUCCUGUAUCACAAUUUACUCCUUUUCUCUGGAAAUACAGUAGGAAGGCCUUCCAGUAAAAAAAAAGUUUUGACACUUGAUUUAAGCACGUCACAUAAAUGAUGAAUGAGUGGCAGAUGCCUGAAACAGGAAAAAGAAAGUGAUUUGUGGAAAGCCUCAGAGAUCCUACAUUAGACUCCCUUUCUUUCUUUACUACUGAUUCCAAAGUCAUUAUAACUGGAUGCCUUGUUGUAUUGUAGAACACAUUCAGGAGCACAGAAUAUGUGGAGAAUGUUUAACAUCUAUGGUGUAAUAUGAAGCAGAACUUUAAGGCCAUAGACUCGGCCAGUUGGUUGUUGCAAAAAGGGCAAAAAGGGCAGUGAGCUGUGAACGUAUGGAUCAAAUUACAGUGGCUCAAAUUGCUUAGGAAUCUUUAUGAUGAACUGCUGUUAAUUAAAUUGAGAGUCAAAGAAUGACAGUAUAGCUCUUCUGAUUACUCUCUGUUGAUAAGAGAGAUGAAUCAGGGAAGAAGUGAAUCAGGGCUAAUUGGAGACUAAUUCAAGUUAUUAUUUAAAGUACUGGCAAGCAUGUAAAUUGUCAGUGUUUGAGAAGCUAUUCUGAGGAGAAAAUGACAGAUGGCAAUAGGAGUUGGGAUGAGCCAUAGUGGCCAUGGUGUAUUAGAGACCUCGGGAAACCCUAGAUCCAUUAGAUAUGUGUGUAAGGCAAACACUGACAAAAGAAAGAAGGAAUAUACCUCAUGGAUCCCAAGAAGGGUAGCUUCUUUUUUAAAAAAAUAUACAAUAUGCACAAAGCAUGAAAUAUUUCAAAUGCUAUCAGGCUUUAUAUCUACCCCUUUCUCCCUGCCACACCCAUUCAGGUGUGGAAGUAGGUUUUCCUGAUUAAUGCUGCUUCAAGGCUGCACAACUCCAAGUGAGUGACACAGGUUAAAUCUCCAAAGUGAUCCAUGCCCUAUCUCAUAAGUCACAAAGCACUGCAUGAAAGUCCCACCUGACAGUGCCUCGGGGACUCACCAUCUCUUCCCUUUACCACACACACAUACUAUGUGACCAAAACCUAUUGACCUAGUUAUAUACAUCACCCACCACUAACUGCACCUACCCAACACUAAAAUGUGGAAUGGGGGGAGGGGGUUCCUGCCUUCCAGCCAGUUGUUGCAGGAAACAAAAUGGGGAUGGAGCAUUGCAAACAAGUGGAAAAAGAAAGGAACAGAGAGGGAACUUUUAUGUCUAUAAAUGCAAGGAGGUGUUGGUGGAGAAAUGGGCUUAAAUGUCAGUUGCAUCAACAUGAAUGAGCACAUCUACAUACCACUUUGUCUGCCCACCUCCUGCAUUCUUGGCUUUUUCUACAAAAGCGACAUCAGCUAACCACUGCAGCACAGGCUUUAAAGUCGCAAAUUGGGAACAAAACUUUGCAAGAUCUUCAUUAUUUAUUGGUGGAAUUGUUCAGCCGAUGAACUGCGCUGUCACAGAAGCUCUGUAACAAAAUAUUUUACACACACAAGCACAGUAGUGUCGUGUUCCUGGUUCAGAGGCAGCUGGGAAACUCUAGGGAAUGCAUCCAAGCAUUAGGUUUUGCCUUUUGUACUCCUUUGGCAAUUUCCUGUGCUAUGAAAGUAUCUGGGGGUUGCUGUCUAUCUAAUCACUCUUGCUUUUGUCUUGGUUUGCUUGCCACCGUGAUGUUACAGCAAAAUAAAAUGAUUGUGGAGUCUUUCAUGUCUCUCCCUCCUGCAGGUCCCGCAUCUGUAAAGGUCAGCGUUCCACUGGAUUUUCACUUACCUCCAAAAAUAGGAUGGAUUCAUCAUAACUGUAGCUGUCCAGGCAUUCAAAGUCCUUUAACAAUACAAGCUCCCCUCCCCAACCCCAUAUAAAUGUUUUAUAGAUCUAUAGCAGUAUUAGUUUUCUCAGUUUCAGGUGAGGUUUUUUCCUUUGUUUCUUUCUGUCAAGACAACGGGUAUAACUUUUUUUUUUUUUAGCUAUGCAGGUUGAAAUUCCCCUCACAGUAUUCAAUCCUAAUGUACCAUUUCUUUCUCCUGCAGUAAGCUCUGAAAGAAAAGGAAGGGGAGGGGAUUAAAGCUUUUCAAAGUACUUUUUCACGAAUGGAGGAAAGUUUGGAUUGGCACCUGUGAAAUCACUAACAUUAAAGAUAAGUUCUCCCCCCUCCCCCCCAAAAAAAAUCGGGGCAGAGGCUAUUGAUUGUAUAUCAUCUUCCAGUCAUGGAAAAAGUUUUCAACUUAAAAUAAAAUACUGCAUUUCUGUGUUAAAUAUAAUAAAAUAUACCUAUAUUUGGCACUGAGGGGUGAGUCAUGCUUUCGUGCAUGCCUGCUUUCCCAACUGUAAGUCAGACACCAAGGCCACCAUUUUAAUGCAGGCAGCAACCAUUUUGUGCAGGGCUUCUGUUCCCAGCCCCCAUUCAUGUCAGCAGUGUAUAAGUGCACCCCACCCCGUUAUGCCCCACCCCGUUUACCCCCGUUCCAACUUCUUCUGGGUCCAAAAGGACCCAUGUGCUGGUGAUAAUUGCCUGUAUUAUGUCUUCUUUUCUCCCAUUCAUGUUGUGUCAUGGACUGAUAACAGUUAGUUAACAUUAUCAGCCUCUUCCCUUUUUUAAGUCUCUGUCCAUUCUACAAUCUUUCUUCUCUGAGGCAGGUCUGUCCACCAUCCUAUAUACUCUAAAAUAUUAUCUGAAUGCACUAUAUGUGGGGGUACUACUGAAGAUUAUAUUGCAGUGAUGCAGUAUUCUUCAUCUUGUUCCCAUCUCCAGGCAGGUUGCUCAUAUAACAUACCUACAUCUUUAAUUCGGCUAAAUUGGCUGCCAUAGGUUUCUGAGCCCAGUUUCUUCAAGGGAGUGCUUUAUUCCAUAUUGCUCCUUUGCACUUUAAGAUCUGUAGGGGAGACGCUGUGCUGUAUUCCACCAUUAAAUUUGUGAAGGUGAGGAGAAGCACGACUUAGUGGUGGCACCCACCUUGGACAACUUGUUUCAAAGAAUAACAUCUCAGUCUUACUGACCAACUUUGGGCAGCAAAUAACAGCUUUCUUUAAUAUGGGCUAGGAGUGAGCCUGGAAUUAGAACUUGUGUUGCUUACUUUUUGAUAGAUUUUAAGGAUAUAUUUUAUUUUAGCCAUUUUAUUGUGGUUUUGACAUUUCAAGUGUUAGUUUUAAAGGAGCUUUAACUGCGGUAGAAGAAUGAACAUACCAAAUAAACCUGGGGUGGAGAUUAAGUUUUGACCUACAGGCCAACCUUCCAGGGGCUCCAUUGUCAUGGUGCACAACAAGUGUGUGAUCUUUCUUAAUUUGAUGUAUUUUCCGUGCAUUUUAUGUAUGUUACGUUCAUACCUAAAUGGCCUUGGCCCAGUAUACCUGAAGGAGCGUCUCCACCCCCAUCAUUCAGCCCUGACACAGAGAUCUAGCACUGAGGGCCUUCUGGUGGUUCCCUCAAAGCAUGAAGUGAAGCUACAGGAACCAGGCAGAGGGCCUUCUUGGUAGUGGCACCCACCCUGUGGAACGCCCUCCCAUCAGAUGUCAAGGAAAUAAACAACUAUCUGACUUUUAGAAGACAUCUGAAGGCAGCCCUGUUUAGGGAAGUUUUUUAUGUUUGAUGCUUUAGCGCUUUUCAUUAUUAUUAAUAUUUGGUUGGGAGCCGCCCAGAGUGGCUGGGGAAACCCAGCCAGAUGGGCAGGGUAUAAAUUAUAUUUGUUUGUUUGUUUGUUUGCUUAUAUCAAUAUCCCAUUAGAAUUGUGUGAACUAUACAGAUUUUUUUAGUCUAACACAGGCAUAGGCAAACUUGGCGCUCCAAAUGAUUUGGGACUACAACUCCCAUCAUCCCUAGCUAACAGGACCAGUGGUCAGGGAUGGUGGGAGUUGUAGUCCCAAAACAUCUGGAGGGCCGAGUUUGGCUAUGCCUGGUCUAACACUAGGAAAACUGCAGAGAAUUAUAGGGCAGGUUGAAAUGAUUAACAGGUGACAUCAAAUGAUGUCACAUGGUUGGAGAUUGGGUGGAGCUUGCUAGAAAUGGACUUGUGGCCAUUUUGGAGGGAAUUGGUGAGCCAAAUUAGGUCCAUAGGCUGGAGUUCCCCCACUGAUGAAAUAAGCAAUAAAUGUGAGAAUACUGGCACCCCUAUUUCACCCACUGGUAAUAUAAUAUAUAAGAAAUAACUACCCUGUAGAUCUUAUCCAAAUCCAUAACCCUGUGGUAUAGGACUUAAUUUCAAGGACAGGAAUGUGAGCAAAUUCCUUUAAUAGCAAUUCAGUUAAGGCAUGAGCGAUUCUCUAAUUUGCUGCUGCUUCUUCCUUAGGUAGUUGUUUCUGUGAAAAUAUGUCUAAUCCAUUUCAUACACACAAGCACUAGUUGAUACAUUAGUUGUGCCUAUGGUAGAUACUGGCUUCUUUACAGAAUUACCGAAAUCAGUAUUCCUGCCACUUACUUUUGCUUGCAGCUUAGUUCAAGCAAUUCCUUUUGAGUCAGUUAUGACCCAUACUGGUCCUUACCAAGCUUAAAAGAUGAAUUAGCAAUUUACGUAAAUAGCAGGGAUAUUUAAUUACAAUCUUUGUAGCUGUCAAAUUUUAGACGGCAUAUGUUCAAGGACUUAUAAGUAAAUAAUUAUUAAAGACGGGGAUAAAUUGCUACCAAGAAAUGUGUGUAUACCUAAUCUUCUUUAUUGGUAGUGCUUCUAUCUCUACCUGAAGCAUAUGCAAGUAUGGACCAUCCUUUGUGUAAAUAUGAAACAACGGAUGUACCUAGCAGUUAACAUAAUAAAAGAGACAGAACCAUGGGGUGUUGGAAGUAACCUUGUCGGCAUCGAGCCCAAUUCCCCUGCUUGAUUCAAAUAAUUCAGACUAGAGCACAGAUGGCUGUCUAGCCUCUGCCUGAAUACCUCCAACAUGGAACUGACCACCGUCCUUCAAGGAAAUUGGUUCCAUGUCAAAUGGGUCGCCUAAUAUUCAGUCAACAGCUACCCCCUUGUAACAAGUUAGUUCUUUCCAAAACUAAAUGCCAUGGAAUGAGAGAAAUUAAUGAGGACUUGCUGGAAUGUGGAAGAAAGUGUGUGUGUGUGUGUGUGUGUGUGUGUGUGUGUAAGGGGGAACAUAAAUCUGGUGUGCUGCUAAAGUUGGAGAUAACUCAGUUAAGAACAAUAUUCAGUAAAAUAUAUUGGCCCAAACUAUGCAGAAGUUUGUUGUGAUAAAGUUCUACUGAAAGCAAUGAGACUUAAUUGAGUUAUGAGCAGUGCUUUUUUCUGGGGGUACGCAGGGGUACACAUACCGCUAAACAUUUUGUGAAUUUUUGUACUUUUGUCCAUUUACUGUAUUUAUUUUCCCCGAUUUGAACUAUAAAAUGGUGGUUUUCUUGAGUCAAAAUGAGAGUACCCCUAAAUAUUUAUCUUUAGAAAAAAGCACUGGUUAUGAGUAACCUGUUUUAUUAGUUUCAGUGGAAUUUGGCCAUUACAUGUUAGCUGCAGUGCAGUGUGAUAAUUUUGAGUUAUUGCUUCUGUUUUCAUGCUGCCGCCAUAAUGCUUGAAAAAGAAGCUUGUACCCAUGUCUCCUAACCCAGUAUUAGGAUCAUUUGUGCUUCUUCCCAGAAGUAUAUGCAAGGGUGGGGUUUUUGAGUUAUAUAGAAAACAACUGUGAAAAUGGAAAGCACAAUUCAUGGAAUGUGUGAAAGAGCUCAUGCAAUACUAGGAAACAUCUGUAAAUUCAUAAUGGUCAUUAACUUUAUUGCAAGUAUUUUACAAAGUACAUUUCUAGCUGAACUUGAAUUUGCAUUCCCCAUACCAUCCUGCAAAGCACCUAUUAAAACAUAAUAAUCUAAUAAAUUAAGCUCAUCUUUUUUUGUCCAACUGAAAUCCAGCCAACAAACACCUGAGACAUCUUACAGCACUUCAGGAUGAUGGUUAGACUGGUAGGUGAAUCAGGGGAAAGGAGCUGGAAGAGCAAACACUGAAAAUGCUUUUUUGCCAUUCAAAUGUGGCACAUGGAUGGUAUAGAUGCUCUCAGUUGAUUGUAGAGGUCAUAAUGAUACAGUUGGAAGGAGAAAUUUUCUAAAAAAGGUGGUUCACAAAAUGUGAGGCAAAGCCUCCAAAAUGUCUCUUGAUUGGGAUCGAAAUCAGAGUAUCUUCUGUUGAUUGCCAGUUACUGGAGAUCAUUGGGACCGUCACCUCCUUUUCCUAAGCUUUUUGCAUUGUCAACUUAAAGUGUGUUAUGCCCUUCUCUUCCAUAAAAUUGCAACCCUUUCUUUUUCCAUCCAUCUUCUUGCUUCUAAGCUGAGAACAAAAGUGAAUUGUAAACUGAAGAACAUUCUGUCCACUGGUUUUACAUCUGAAGAAACUGCAGAAGUGGUGUUUCUGUUUCCCUCCUUGUUUGUUUGUUUUGUGGUGUGGAAACACUCUAAGACAAACUUUGAGUACAUAGGGUUCAGGGGUGGGACAGAGAAAUGUUUAAAUCACUCAAAGACGAUUUAUGAGGGGUUUGAUUAAAGGGGUAGUGAAAACAGGAAAAGGGGACGGUGGCUGCCUCAGUGUUCCCCUCACCCACCCCAGAAGUCUUACAAAGACAUUGCAUGUGCAAAAAAGAUGGCUGUCCUCACAGAUUGAUGGGGGCAACCUGAUUUUCUCCAUACAAUUACCCAGGAAGGGACUGUACAUUAUGAGGUGUAUGGGAGCAUUAUUAUUUUUUAACCUUUUGAGCAUAGAGGAGAAUUUAGCUGUUCUAAGGAGGUUAACAUGCUAAAGAGGGAGAUAGUCCUUGGACCACCUUGUAAGUACAGCUCCAUGGACAGAUCAGUUUGUUGAUUAUGCAACUUAACCCACAUAUCUAUGUUCAUAUCUAUGUGUGAGUUCAAGGAGGUUGAAAUGAAUAGGUUCAUCCCAGAACACUGAAUAAAUAGGAAUCCUCACUCCUAUUACUUUGGAAUUAAGGAAAAGGAAACUGCUAACUGCAGGAAAUUGAAACAUGGGUUUUGAUCUCUUUAAUAUAAAGAGAUAACACUUCUACAACCAAGGAGUUCCCUAGAAAAUGUAAGUGGUUGAGACAGUAGAUAGAACAUACUUCGUGAUAAGUAGGAAUGAACAAAUCUGGUUCUCUGGUUGCCAUUUUUCCAAUCUUAAAUCCAUUUAGCCAUAUUUCUGCAUUAAUUUGUGAUUAUUAUUUUAUUUUAAAAAAACCUCCUUAUGAAAAUUAUUCUGCAUUUUAAUGUGAAUUUCUCCUAAUAGACACAUUGACACUAAUACGUCCAUGUGGAAUUCCUUCUAAUAUAUUCAUUUUUGAAAACAUUGUUUAGCUGAAGAACUGCAUCACAAAUUUGGGUAAGUGUAGAUUUUUAAGGAUAGUUGUGUUUUGGUUUAUGGUUUGAGAAAUGUAAAUGAGGUAGUUUCUCAUUAAAAUGCAAACAGAAUCAAAUUUCUCCCCAUCUCAGAGUAUGUUAGCUGAUCCAAAAGUGACUAUACAUAUUACUCUUGGUGGAAUCAAUCUUGUUUUACAGCCAAUGAUAAUUUUCUUCAUAUUCCCGGAAAAGUAUAUUUUAUGGAUUUUGGUCUAUUGAAAGUUUUUCUGUAGUCUAUACAAGAUUGCAGAUUUAUCCUGAGGUAGCCACUGCCCUAACCAAUACAACUAAGCAGCUUCAUAAUACAGUGGAACCUUGGGUUAAGAACUUAAAUCAUUCUGGUGGUCCGUUCUUAACCUGAAACUGUUCUUAACCUGAGGUACCACUUUAGCUAAUGAGGCCUCCCGCUGCCGCCGUGCUGCCGCCACGCGAUUUCUGUUCUCAUCCUGAAGCAAAGUUCUUAACCCAAGAUACUAUUUAUGGGUUAGCGGAGUCUGUAACCUGAAGCGUAUGUAACCCAAGGUACCACUGUACCACCGAAGAUUAGGAAGUCUUAAUCCUCCAUUAUAAACUGGUUUUUGCAUAGCUGAUGUCUUGACCCUCAGGCUACCUGCCCAUAUAACAUUAUCUAACAUUUUCUGCCAACCACACAGAAGUCAAUUGAAAAGGGAGGAUUAGCAGUUUCUAAUCUUCUAUGGUAUUAUAAAGCUCCUCAAAUAUAUUGGUUAGGACAGUAGCUAUCUCAGUAUAAGUCUGAAAUCUGGUGUAAAUUAGAGCAAAAUUGAUUCAUAUUUCAUUAGGCAAGAUGCCCUUCUUGGGCAGGAGCUUAUUCCAUCUCAAAUCCUGGUAUGAGAGAAAUACAAGAAAAGGUCUUGGAGUAUCUCCACUGGCAUCAGCUAUAAGCAAUCAAAACUUUGACAUGGAAAGUAUAUUGCUUUUUCCCUACCAAGGAAACAAUAGGGCAAAGCACAAGGAUGUGUUUCCCUGUGGUUUUAAAAAAACCAGGCACAAUAUUCAUAAUUUAAGAAUCAGGGAUUGUCGGACAAUUGAAGUUAUAAUCCUGGGAAUUACUUUUGUGCAAGUACCAUUGAACUCAAUGUGACUUACUUCUGUGUUGGUACCUAGAGGACUGCUUUGUAAUGAAAACUAUAAGCCUUGUGGAUGGUGUUUUUUGUUUUUUUUGUUUUUAGGAAUUGGGUAAAAGUGGAAUACUAUCACAAGUUUAUUUUAGUUCGUGCAUAACUGGGUGCUAUGAGCUGUUCCAUCUGAAUAGAACUAGAUCUAAAUUCAUAGAUCAAUUAGAUCCCCCCCUUUAUGUCUAUCACUGAGAGAAACAUUUAUGCAUUUAUAAAAUCUAUAUUCCAUUUUGAACAUAAAAAACAUAAAUUGCCUUUUAAGGCAAUUUAAAACCAUCAAAUUAAAAUAAAAAAUGAUAAAAUUGAAAUAAAACAGUAAAAGUAGAAUAAUAGGAGUACAAAGAAAAGAAAAAUUAGUAAAAAAAUAUGUCAUCUGUUAAAGCCUGAAUAGAGUCAAGUUGAUUUUUCUGGUACUUAAAAGUUAACAGGGAAGGCACCAACUGAGUGUUCCUCGGAAGUAUAUUCCACAACCAGACACCAUUACUCAGAAGGCCCUGACCAACACCUGCCUCAUCCCUCAGAAAUGGUCCUCUGAUGAAGAUCUUAGAGUAGACAGGUUCUCAUGGGUACAGGCAGUUCUUCAGCCAUAAUGAGCUUUAAAGGUCAAAGCAAGCACCUUGAAUUGUGCCUGGAAACAUAUCAAAAGAUUAAUUUUGGACAGGUGGUUGCAGCACCAUGGAAAGAGCCAACUAAACAACUUCCUCUAACAAAGGCUACAGGUGGGGUGAGGCCACACAAGUCCCUCCAAAAAGUUUCACUCUCCUAAGUCCUACCAACUUGCCUUAGGAGUGUGAAUUAUAGGGUUGCCACCCCACCCCACCAAUUCCUGGCCAGAAGAAGAAGAAGAAGAAGAAGAAGAAGAAGAAGAAAUAAAUACAUUUUUAUUUAUACCCCACCCUCCCCAGCCAGGGCCAGACUCAGGGUGGCUAACACCAAAUAUAAAUUACAAUAAAGCGUAAUAAGGGGGAAAACAAAACAAAAAAACAGUUAAUUAAAAUACGGCUGAAAAUACAGCUUAAAAUACAGCUUAAAAUGCAGCCUCAUUUUAGUAGUAGUCCAUACAUCAAGACAAUAAAGGGAGGAAACAUCAGAUAUUCACCCGAGCCAGCUAUCCAUGGGAAGAUUUAUAUACCAAAUCCCAUAUAAGGGGUCAGAGUGAUUCUAAGCCGAAGGCCAGGUGGAACAGCUCCGUCUUGCAGCCCUGCAGUAAGAUGUCAAAUCCCGCAAAGCCCUAGUCUCUUGUGACAGAGUGUUCCACCAAGUUGGGGCCAGUGCUGAAAAGGCCCUGGCCCUAGCUGAUACCAGUCUAACCUCCUUGAGGCUCGGCAUCUCCAAAGUGUUGUUAUUUAUGGACCUUAAGGUGCUCUGUGGGACAUACCAGGAGAGGCAGUCCCGUAGGUACAAGGGUCCUAGGCUGCAUAGGGCUUUAAAGGUCAAAACCAGCACCUUAAACCUGACGCAGUAGUCCACCGGGAACCAGUGCUGCUGGUAAAGCACUGGAUGAAUGUGGUCACGCAGCAAGGACCCCAUAAGGAGUCUCACUGCGGCAUUGUGCAUCCGCUGGAGUUUCUGGGGCAGCUUCAAGGGCAGCCCAGCGUAGAGCGAGUUACAAUAAGCAAGCCUGGAGGUGACUGUCGCAUGGAUCACUGUGGCCAGAUCAGGGCGAGAAGGGUAAGGGACCAAAUGCUUAAUAGGGCGUUCUUCUGUGGCCUCCUGCCUGGUGCACUUCUUGUGCUGUUGGGCAGCCACAGUGAAAACAGAGGCAGGUGACAAGUCAGAUAAAGUAUGCUUGGGGUAGGUGUCUGCAAGGCUCAUGGCUUUUAUUUCACAGAAGCCACAGGUGCCAUACCAGGAACAUAGUUUAGCUCUUCUGCCAAUGGUAGUCAGCCCCAGAUUCAACUAGGUCAUCUUCCUCUGUCUCUUGAGCAUCGGUCUAGGGUUGCAACACCCCAGACAUUCAUUUAUUUAAGCUAUUUAUUAACGGCAUUAGCCUAACUGGUGAAAGCUACUGCAUCACACAUGCCUUCAGAGUAAGGAGCAGUUCUGAUGGCACCUCUGCUGUCUGAAUUUGAUCCCUAAGUGGAAGUGCAGCUGAAGCCUCAUCCCAAACAGGUCAAAUGCUGCCUCACAGGUUCAUUGAACUACUUCCCAACAAUGUCUUUUUCUUGUGGGAAAUUCGUACUUUCAGAACUGAACCUGGACAAAAAGAUGGACUGAAAUGGAUCCAGGUAAUAUGUAGUGUCUUAAGAGAGGCUGGCAUUGAGAAGCAUAUAUUCAAAGUUGGGCCACCCCACACCAGUACAUCACUUACAUUGAACUACAACUCCUACUGUAGCACCCCAUUGAUUAAGGUAUUGCUGAGAUAACUAAAUCGACUUAUAGUCCUAAUAAAAGACAUUAAUUUACAAUCAUAGAACAAUCCAGUUUAAAAAUGAUCUCACUUGUGUGUGUGUUUUAAAAAUCAUAAUACACAUUGUAACUCCAUUUGUUGAAACAGAAAGUUUCUUUUCUCUCAUAAGAGCAAAUUUAGUUGCUAUGUGCUGAUAGGACUGUAGCCAAAACAAGAGGGAAGCUCUUAGGGAUGCUGGUGUUUGCAGAAAAGCAAACAAAACCCUGGGGGAGGGAAUGCAAGGGGAAAUCAUCCCAAAGAACCCAAUAAAAACUGAACAUACUCAAUAGCCACAGAAGGCUCAAUGUCCUCUUUGGUGGGAUGGAAAAUGAGGAAUGGAAUCAAGUUCCCAUAAGAGGCCAUGGCUUGCCUGUUUGGAAUUGUGGACCGGAGUCCUGGUUUUUGAAGGGUGAGGAUACAAUGCAACACUUAGUUACAGGCUCCCUUAUAUGUUGUAAUUCUGCCCUUUUAAAUCAGCAAAUGUUUAGACCUGAGCUGAGGCAAUUUUCAUUCCAAGCAAGUGUAGAAAAAAAAUAGAACCAUUCCAAAUUCCCCCUUAAAAAAAAUAUCCAGGCAAAUUUCCAGAGCAGUGAAGGAGAACAACAAAAGCCUGAUAUGCAGAUAGCAGACACAGGGUGUCUGUUCAGACUCUAGAUUGAUUGAUUUAUUACACAUUUCCAGCAUUCACAUCUUGAGAGAAUGUCCAUCCCCAUCAAUCAUUUAAGAGGAUUUAUUCUGGGAGGUGCACAGAUAUGCAGGCUACUGUAAAAUAUGUCUCAAAGCCUGGUUAGUGUGACUGUGACUCAGCCCAUUUGUGCAGCCCACCCUCUGCAGCUUCAUUUUGAUUUAUGUACUGUGGCAGAUUAUCUCCCUCGUAAAUACUAAAUUCCAUCAAUUUAUUUGCAUUAUGCAAAGAGGAGAGCAUUUUAGUACCAAAGGGAGCACACCCCAUGUUGUGUAAUCAUGUUGCUUUAUGGGGUUUCAGGGAUUUUGUUGCUGCUGCUGAUGUAAUAAAGGUCUGCUUCAUGCUAUCUGAUGCACUGCAACCCCCUUCUUUAAUUUUAUCGCUGAAGUGAUGGGCCAGGCUGAGGUCAGAUGAUAAAGGACAUGAUAUUAACAAGUCAUAAAGUUUCACUUUAGAUAAUGCAAACUUAAAGAAUGCUAAUGAUGCAUAAUUUACCACUAGCAACCCUUUCUGUACACUGCACAGCAUCUAGCAAUGUUAGUAAGGUACUAGGUAAUUACAAGCUGCUACCAUGUGUCCUCCACAAAUAUGAGUGAGCUAAUUGCUAUUAAUUUAAAGAAACCUGUGGAGUUUAAAUAGAGUAAGCUGCUGUCUGAAAAUUAUUGGGCUAUAAUUCUUCUGCCUUCUGGCUGUAGAGAUAGUAUAAAUCUGCAAAGAAUGUGCCAGGUUAGAUAUGUAGUCAGCAGAACCCUGAGAUGAAAUUAAAGACCCAUAAGUCAUAAGUUUAAAAAAACAUUUUCUAUAAUAUGUAUACUCAAGUUUUGCUCAGGGAAUACCACUGUGUAUAUAGACACAGACUACAAGUGUAAUUAAAACCAAAGUGUUUAUUCAGUCACUCUGUAGUUUAUCACACCACUGGGAAUGGAAAUCAUCAUGAGAAGAUGCAGCAGUGGUUCAAUGUACAGUCAUUAACAUUUGAUUUCUUUUAAGGGGGUAAGGAAAGGGAAGUCCUAGAUUUUGCCAUUAACACUAUAUCCACGAAUCGGAAACAAAUGUGCAUCUAACUGCAACAUCAUUUUGUCAUAAUUCCAAACUUCUACUUUCCUAGAUAUAAUAAUAUAGUGAAAGAAAAGAGUUCAAGAAAGUACUUCAAGGAAACCAUUUUGUGUCUAUUCUACCCCUCCAUGCAAAUAUUAUAUGAUCUCCGGUAAUCUGCUCCUACACAUUGUGACAGUCAACCACCUCCCAAAUUGCUAUCUGUUAUAUGUCCCAUUCUGUGAAUCAUUCUGAUUGAUUGGAAAAGACAGGGACUUUUACCAGAUUUAGAGUUGCUGACUGAUUCUGGGCCUCAUGUAUAUAAAUAGUAAAUACUACUCUUGGCAAUGAAAUAGCACUGGUUGCUUUAUUCUUCAUUUAUGACAUAGAUACCAAUAGAGAAAUAUAUUUCAGACAAGAUCGCAUCAAAAUAACAAAAUGGCAACCAUUGGCUUACUACAAAGCUACUAAUCAGGUGUCAAUAAUACAGGUUGUUUAACGCUGGGGUUAACCGGUACUGUCAUAAUAAACAAGGUUAAUGGCUACAAUGAGGCCUCUGGUGGUGAACCACUCUAUUCAUUAUUAACAUUUAGAAGGAAUUUACAAACAUUAAUGCUCACCAGGGCAUUUGAUGGCUUAAAUAUACAAAAAAAAUUUGCAAUUCACUGUGGUAUCUGAUCCUGCACCUGCAUGCGAAGCCUCUGCUGAGAUUUCUGGCAUGCAAAACAUGUGCUCUUUCACAUAGCUACGUGGCUUCAGUUGUCUUCAGUUGAAAUAAAUAGUAUAGAAUUAAAUAUAAAUCCUGAGCUCCUGCUAUGAUGACAUGUGAAAUGCACCCAGCUAUAUAGUUAGGAAGACACACAGUAAAACCUGUCUAUUUUGAAAUUUUAUUAUUCAGUGGGAGUUGCCAGGAUGAAAAGCAGUGACAGACUCAACUACUACACCAGCAUGCGGGCAUCUUGUAUUAAUUGAUGAAACAACAGUGAAGCACACAGCUUCAAGGUAAACUCUGUCUGCCAAAACUACCUGAAGUUCAUAAGAGUAAUUAAGAUCUAAACCCAGAAGAAUAAUUAAAAUAUGCAAAACAUUUAUUGAUCUUCAGCAUCUGGUGACUUGUCAGUUACCACAGACAUACAGACACAAAAGCAAGCUUGAUUUAACAUACUGUUAAUUUGCUUUCUUUGAUUAAGCAGAUUUUUGGAAAAUAUUCAUAACUUUACCUAGUACGUAAAGAAUUCUGCUGCUAAUACUAGUGUUUCCUAGAAAUUUCUUUGGCAUUUGGAAGCCAGUUGAGAUGCUGUGAAGAGUAAAAGUGCUGAACUGAAUAUAUAUAUAUAUACACACACACACACACACACCGUAUUUUUCGCUCUAUAAGACGCACCAGACCACAAGACGCACCUAGUUUUUGGAGGAGGAAAACAAGAAAAAAAAUAUUCUGAAUCUCAGAAGCCAGAACAGCAAGAGGGAUUGCUGCGCAGUGAAAGCAGUAAUCCCUCUUGCUGUUCUGGAUUCUGGGAUAGCUGCGCAGCCUGCAUUCGCUCCAUAAGACGCACACACAUUUCCCCUUACUUUUUAGGAGGGAAAAAGUGAGUCUUAUAGAGCAAAAAAUAAUCUCUUGUGGAUCCAAAUAAAUACCUGGUUCAUUAUAAUGAACCAGGUAUUUAUUUGGAUCCACAAGAGAUUAUGCCGUAAGAAAUUUGAUAGUCUUUAAGUUAUUAGGGAGUUGGACUAGAUGCCCCUUCUAACUCUGCAAUUCUUUGAUUCUUUGAUUCUAUUACUUCUGCCCAGAAGUCAUCUUCCAAAUGCCAAUGAAAUGUUCAAUGUUAGUCCCUAUACAAUGAACACAAGAGCUUUGAGGAUGUAAUGUUAUGGUGUUGAAAACCAUUUGCUGGAAGAAGAAGAGGAGAGCAGAUUGCUAUUCACCUGCCCCUGAACUGAAUAUCUAGAACCAACAACUCUUGACACCAUGAAACAUUUUCAAAAGAGUGAGGAAGUAUAACGGGUCUGAAUUUCCACCUAGAAAUAUAGGAAGAUGCCUUUGUUCUUCUGGCUCACUGUUGUCCCUAAGUCCUGCAAUAAUUCACCAGAAUUUCAGGCACGUAUCUCUCCAAGUCCCACCUGGAGAUGCUAAGGAUGGAACCAGGGACUUACUAUUAAUAAUAAUGUCUAUAUUGUCAUUAAUCCAAGGAUCAUAGGGCAGUUUUCCACAGAGAAACACAAAAAUACAUAAUAUAGUAAGAAACAAAAACAAUACUCCCUCACAGUUUAAAAGGCCAGAGUGUUUAAUUAGCCAAAGUCCUGGGAAACAAGGAAUGAUUUUGCUUGGCAGUGAAAAAUAUGUACAGUGGUACCUCGGGUUACAGACGCUUCAGGUUACAGACUCCGCUAACCCAGAAAUAGUACCUCGGGUUAAGAACUUUGCUUCAGGAUGAGAACAGAAAUCAUGCGGCGGCGGCAACGGGAGGCCCCAUUAACUAAAGUGGUACCUCGGGUUAAGAACAGUUUCAGGUUAAGAAUGGACCUCCAGAAUGAAUUUCAGUAAGUUCUUAACCCGAGGUACCACUGUAAUGAAGGCACCAGGUGAGCCUCCCUGGGGAGAGCUUGCAAAAAAUGGGGAGCCACAGCAAAAAAGGCCUGCUCUCAUGUUGCCACCCUCCCAACCUGUCGUGGAGGGGGCACACAGUUGGUAAUUGCAGGGUCCGGGUCAGUUAUUUGAGGUAUGGCAGUCCUGAGCCAUUUAAACACUAGUAUUUUUCUAGGGGGGGAAAGGUGCUGGAGCUUACCAUGAAUGCCUCCCUUGGUGUCUUAUAAUGCCAAUGGAGCCUACCAGAGAGGUUCUGGAACUUAUUAUGAUACCUGUGAUGUGAUUUAUACCACUUUGAGGAGUGGGUUUUUUAUCUUUACAACUAAUGGUACUGCGUAUGAAAUAAAUACAGCAGCAUAUUUUAUGUAUGUUAUGAGGACAAGAGCCUGCAGCCCUAUGAGUCAAAAUUAGGCUAGGAACAGAAACUGGGGGGGGGGGGUUUGAAACCACUGUUCUCUUCCCAGUAAUGUGACCAUGUAGUCUCCAUGUUUAAAAUGUGUUCCUAUAACAGAGUUUGACUGGAAUAUAUGGAAUAACUCUUGACGUGAAAAAAGAAAUGGCCCCAAGACACACUGCAUGCUGGGAAAUGUUAUUGUCAUCAGUCUCUUUUUGCUUUCUGUUUUCUUACAUGCUUUACCUUCCCUCAUUCUAUGAACACACACAUUCCUUCCUAGCCUUCUUGUCUGAGAUCACUCAUCUCUUACCUUCAUUGCCAAACAACUAGAGCACUUGAUGUUUAUAUCUAUGACUUUUGUUUCAUUUCAUAAACCAAGAGGCUCCCUGUACUGAUGUUCACCCAUUUCAUUUUACCAAAUAUAAUGGCUUUUUUUUUACUUUCUGCUGCCUGUAAUACUACCAGCUGGGUUAUGCACCUUGAUUGUCUUCUUCCUUGAGUUUCUAAGAUGCCGCAACACUAUUGAUUCUUCUCUGUCUAUUAUUAUGAUCCCCCCUCACACACUUCAUCUCCAGUAAUAUCAGUUUAUUGCAAGACUUCUACUAUUCUCACAUGACAUAUUGGUGAUUCUAUCUUCUAAGAAACAGCAUUUAUCCUUUUGACUUCUAAAUCAUUUUUUUUUCUAAACACAAAACUUUCUGUCUGAUCCUGUAACAUCUUCUUGGGCAUCUAUCUAACAUCCUGGCUUAAGCCAGUGAAGAAGAACAGAGAACAUAUAGUGAAACCACAUGUUAGCUUCUAUUUUAGCGUUUUUGCUAGCAAUAUCAGAGAUUUCACCAGCCACAAUUUCAGCAAAACUGUGCUUUCCAAAGCAAAAUGGCUGCUAACAUUUUGUACUUUCACAUGGAGGAUAGCAAUUUGUAUUUUAAUCCAUAACCAUCUCUAAUUCAAAGCAACUUUAUCAGCGCUCCAUAUUGCAGUCUUCUUGGCUGCAAUUACAGCAUUAACGUUUAGCUUUUCAGUCUUGAUAACACAGUCUAAUUUUAUCCCAUCUGGUUUAUUGUGCAAAGUUUUUUUUCAUGCCUGGAGGUGGCAUUUCCUUAAUCAUUUCUUCUGCAUGGAAUUGCUGGUUGGAGCUUAAAAGGUUUUGUUAGCUACAAGGACCAACUGCAGGUUUCUUCUCCAUGAGGACAAUGUGUCAGCAGUUCUCUGUAAGAAUUGUCUAGAAGGCAAUCAUUUGGAAGCUCUCGCUGUACUAGGGAGGUCAUCAAACCAAACUGAAUAAGCUUUUGAUCUCGCUUUAUUUUUUUAAUGACUGUAAUGUUAGAGUGACAUUUCCUUUCUAAUGAUUAGCUUUCAGGGAGGUAGGAUUACAGACUGCUAGUUUAUUAAUAGCUAGUGGGAAACAGGUGACCUUAGAUUUGCAUAUUAAACCCAUGCCAAAAUCAAUGUGGAGAUAUGAAGGUGGAGGAGGAUCUUCUCAGCAACAAUGUGGAAAGUGUUUGGAAAUCGGCAUGCAAUCAGUCCUUUUCCCUUUUGAUGGCCAUAUGCUUCAAUUAGUUCCUGUAUUGUACAUUUGUGCAAGAUGACACCAUACCAAACCACUUUAGGCAUUUCCAAAUAGAUGCUUGUGUUUUGUUUCCAGGAAUAUCAUGCCAAACAUUUUCUCAAACAGAAAAAAAGGCUCAGAUAUUUUGCUUCGCUUUGGCAAAAAUGGGAUAUUUUACCAGUAAUAUAAAAUCUUGAUUAGAGAUGCCAGGAAAUACAUUCUGUGAUUCAUAAAAAAACAGGCCCCCAAAUAAGAGGUGACCAUUUCAAGUCUCAAUCUUUUGCAUUAAGAUUCCUGGCUUCCCCCCUGCCAGCCUAUCACUGCUCUUCCCUUCCUUUCUCAGUGGAAAGAGCAGCAGCAACAUCACAAAAAGAGAGAAAAUAAGUCUCUCUCUCUUUCUCUUCAUUACUUCAUUACAUUGGUUAAUAGUGUAAUGGGAUGCAUGGGAUUAGCUCCCUAGAGAUCCUGCAAUUAUAGCUCCUUUGGGUAAAGCUACAGCUCCCAUAGUCUUUUAUGCCCUCCCAUGUCCUUUAAACUGAACACAAGUACAAGCAAUCUCUACACAUUUGUCUGAAGCUGUGUACAGUUCAUCUGUUGUGUAUUCAAAUGGACAGACUGUACAGUCACUGAACAUUACAUAUAAAUAACUGAGCAAGUGUAUGGUUCAAGUAUUUGGGUACACAGGCUGCACAGUCAUUGAAUGUACUAUUAGCUAGCGUACUGGGGCAAUGGAGUGGGGGAAACUGUGUUCCUCUCUUUUCCAUGUCUGUCUCAUCACUGCCACAGAGGAAAUGGAAGUGGGUAUUUGGGAGGAGCUGGCAAGUCAAUGCAGAAGGGAUGCUGGUGGUUUUCUUUCAAGCCCUCAGUGUGGUCUAUUUUUAUUUCUGGGAAACUUGGGGAAAGCCCAGCCCAGAAGAACUUUGGAGAGUUUAAACAUCUCUGUUUCUUACAUAGUAUAUGCAAGCAAGUGGAAAAAUAAGAAAGAUAAGCUGGACUGGCCUAUCCGUUUCCACCCUUUGUCCUCACUCAUAUUUUGCUCUUCACUCCCAUUCUCUGUUACCCAUAGUCAGAGGAGACAGAACAUAACAAAACUGUAGUCGACAUACCUAGGGAUGAGGGAGAAAUUCAAUCCAGUUUGCAUAUAAAGGUGAAGUGACCAGAUUUGCACUUUCCAAAACAAAGUGCAAAAUGAAACACAACCAUCUUUUGAAAUUCAAACCUCUCCGAAUUUUGCAAUGCAGUUCGCCACCCAAACAAUGUGUACAAAAAUGUUUAUCCAUGGGGAAAGUGUACACAAAAGCACAUAUAUCAAUGGAAUCAACAUAUAUAUUCACUGUAUGUUGUGAACACAGAAUAAUUCUACUUUCUUUUUUAACACUGAUGAAUUUUCAUGAUGACCUUUUAUUUAUUUAUUUUUUUAAAAUCCCAAGCUGAUGUGGAAAUCUGAAAAGCUGAAUUUAAGAUCGGAUAAAUUUGAAACAGAGAGACACCAGAAUUGACAGAUUUGCUCAUCCUUAGUUAUAUUUCUAUUUUCUUCAGUACCUUUGUCUUCUUGCUUUUCUGUGUUUGUUUCCCCUAUUUCUUUUUCUUCUAGUCUCAUCAUCCAACUCUGUUUUAUAUCCUUUUUUUGCAUGGGUCACUCUAGACAAUGACUUGUAUCUCUAUUGCUAAGCUUGUUUCACAUUUGGAAAAUGUUGGUUGACUGCAUUUCCACCUCCCACCCCCCAUGACUGCAGUUAUAUGAAGAGGCCAGGGAUUUUUUUCCCUGUAUUCCUUUAGCAUCUCAAAAUUCAUUUCUGGAUUAUGUAUUUAAUCAUACAAACUGAUUUGCUGUUUAGAACUUCUGACAUUAGAGUUUCCACUAUCAGCUUCCCAAAUAUCAUUUGAAGUAUUUCCCCCAUAUUAAUCAGCAUGACAUUUUCACUGCUAACACCUGUAGCUAUUUCUGUGUUUAAUCUCUGAGUCUUUUCUGUCCUCUUUUAAUAUGGUCACUGUAUAGAGAAAGAAAAUACACAAUCCAAAUCACAGUUAAGCACAUUCAUUAAAAUCAGUUAGAAUUCAAGAAUGUAAGUAUUUCUUUCCAGGACUGGUGCUACUAUUAGGUUGAGGAGGUUGCUGUCUAAUGCAGCUGAUUGUGGGUGUCACGAAAGGGCAGGAACUGGUUUGUCAAAUAUUGUAUUUUUAUUCUGAAGGAAAGGCACUUCUGGGAUUUUCUCUCUCAGAUGCCAAAAUAACUUGCCAACCUUGGGUACUAAUGACACAGAGUUCAGAUCAAAAUAGAAAUGGGUGUGGGAAUUGUCACUGUUCACCUAUUUGCUCAUUAUCAGGACUUGAUUGAUGUCAUGCAAAUGAAAGCAGGCUAUUUUUGACACUGAAUUUCAAUGCUGUGGAUAUCUAUCACUGAACUAUAUGCCUUUACUUGGCAGGAAAGAUUUAAGGUAAAGGGACCCCUGACCAUUAGGUCCAGUUGUGGCCGACUCUGGGGUUGCAACACACUUUAUUGGCUGAGGGAGCCGGCAUACAGCUUCCGGGUCAUGUGGCCAGCAUGACUAAGCCACUUCUGGCGAACCAGAGCAGCACACGGAAACGCCGUUUACCUUCCCGCCGGAGCGGUACCUAUUUAUCUACUUGCACUUUGAUGUGCUUUCGAACUGCUAGGUUGGCAGGAGCAGGGACCGAGCAACGGGAGCUCACCCCAUCGUGGGGAUUCGAACUGCCAACAUUCUGAUCGGCAAGCCCUAGGCUCUGUGGUUUAACCCACAGUGCCACUCAGCCAGUAAAAUGGCCUGGCAUAGCACUGUCCUCAACCUUCUCCCAUUGGAAUGUGACAAACUUAAACAUACUUUACUUUGUCUGGAUCAACCCCAUAAUAUCAGUCCUCCUCCCUAACUUGACAGUGGAAAAGCCUAUUAAGUGUGGAUUGAGAAUCCUAUAGGGAUGCGGUGGCAGCUGACUAAUCUCUCCCCCCCCCCAAACUCUCCUCUUCAGCUCACCUAUCCAGAGAAACUUUCUCCUGCCAAUAAAUGAGAGGGGAAAGUGCAGGCCCAUUUUCCUUUGCAAAGAAUGGGUAUUGCACCUGCGGCAACUGAAUUAAAUGGGUACAAAAUAGGAUGCAGAGGUCUUGUACACACUUUGUGAUGCACCAAAACCAUUAGCCCUGCUGUUAGUGUAUAUAUAAUAAUGAGAUCUGUAAAACUGAGGACAACAUGCUGGUUAAUGCUGGCUACUUCACUUUCAGAUUAUCCAUUACACAACAAGCACCCUUUCAAUAAUAUGGUAAACACAGCCUAGAAAUGUGAAUUUCUGAUAUCACUCUACUUCCCUCUCUCCAUGUUGUUCUAUUACAUUCUGAGCCAGAAUUGAUUGAAUUAAUUUAUUCAAGUACACUGUUGAGUGGCCCAUAGCUUUGAGAAGUCUAGGUAGGGUGCAUUUACCAACUCUCCUUCAUCAACAGUUAUCAGCUGGUAUUGUGCUUCAUCACUAUCAUCUUCCUGCAAUUCUGGGAGAUCCUGCCUCUUCAAAGAAAUUAAAUGGAAGAUCGUUAUCUGUUGAAGAUAACAAAUGUGCAUUAAACAUUUCAGUAUUAUGAACAGGUGGUCAAGCACAGAAGAAUGAAUAUGUUUUGAGUUGGAAACAAUAUGAGAAGUAAUCGCUGCCAUCCCAAUUGACUCUAAAUGGCAACAGGCCAUUUCAGAAGUAGGAGAUAUCCAAUGUGGUCACAUGAACUAAUUGGAUUGUAAGCUAGUGCAGUCCAGGCUUUCCUGUUUCUUUUUAUGUUUAUGCUCAAACAUUGUUAUGGAUGCAGUAAGAACCACGAUGCUUUUCUUCUGUUCAGUGAGCAAAUGCCAGUUCUCAUUAGACCUGCAAUUUGGGUUUCAUAAAAGCUCUAGCUUGCAAAACUAAAAAUAAAUAGUGAGAAACAAAAUUUGUUUUCUUUCUUUCUAAAAAAAAAUGUUUUUAGGAGCAAUGGACAAAAGAACAGCUUAAAAAUAAGUGUUGGGAUGAAAUGUGAAAGCAGUUAUUUCUAAAACAUACAACAGGCAAAUGUGGCUGCAUUUAUCCUAAGUUUAACCCUGGGAGCCAGGAAGGACUCUGGUCCAUAGAGGGAGCACGUGAAGAGACUAAACCCUACACACACCAAUGUUGUUUACCUGAUGAAAAUUCCCCCAUUCUGCAAUUUGUCACAAUAUGCAUAUGAUACAUUUGCAUAUGCAUUUUUCUAGUAUGGCAAAUAACAGCUUAAGAGGAGCUUUUACCUGAACAUGCAAGGGUGUAAAUUGCGGGGGGGGGGGGUGUAUGCACACCCCAUUGUCCCCCUUCAGAGCUUUGUGCUGAAUGGACAAAGGUCUGACAGAAGCCAAGAACCUUGCAAGGAUUUGUGGGGUGGGGGGGCUUGCAUGCAAUUUUAAUGCUCAUGUGUUCAGGAAAAUGCUUGAAAAGUGUCUGUCAUGAUUAUAACAUAAGAAAGUGUCUGGGUAGGCAGUUCAUCAGGAUCAGAGUACAUGCUUUUGGCAUAUACACAUUCUCUCUCUCUCUCACACACACACACACACAGAGAGAGAGAAUAUUUACAUUAAAAAACAUAGGUUGAAUUGGGCCUUGAUUAGCAAAAUAUUGCUUGGAAAAAUUCCCAAGGAAAGUAGCUCCCAUAAUCCCCUCAUCCAAUCAGAUUCACACACAUAAUCUGCAUUUCUUUUCUUUUUUUUUAAAUAAUAUUUAUUAGUAGUUUCAGAAUUAUAAAAAAAUAAAGAAAAAAUAAGAAACAACACAAUAAUACAUAAAAAAGAGAGGGGAAAAACAACAACACAAAAACCAAUACAACAGUACAGCAAAAAAAUACAAAGAAAAAAGGAAAACAGAAAAAAAGAAAAAAACACAAAUCCCAAAUUACAUAUCUAUAACUUCCAUUUGCUUGUUUCAUUGACCUCCUCACACCUCCCUUCUUGCAUUCUAGUUCAAUUAGUUAUUUCAGCAAAUUCUUUCCAUCUUUCUCAAUUUUUGUUACAAAAUUUAUCUUAACAAUUUAACCUAAUAAUUAGCUCAACAAAUCCUUUCCAUCUUUCCCCAUAUUCUAUUAUUCAAAUUACCUUAGUUUAUUUAACCUUAUCUUACCCUAAAAUACCUUAAAGCUUAAAUCUUAGUUUUCAAAUAUACAUAACUCCUGAUAUCAUUUCUGCUAGAGUCAUAUAGUUUCAUUCCAACAUUUUCCCUAAUAUUCAUUAAUUUUAAGCUAAUUCCCUAAAUAGAAAGUUUUUAUUUGUAAAUUUUUUCCAAUCUUCAUCCAACGUCUCUUCUUCCUGGUCUCGGAUCGUGUCAGUCCUUACUGUCUAUUCCAUCUAGUCCAUCAACCUGGAAGCCUUAUGUCCGAGGCCCUUAAGUCUCUUCCAUGUCCCUUCUGCAGUUCUUCUUCUUGUUGUUUAUACUUGCCCUUUUCCUUGUCUUUUGUUGGUCUCUUUCUUAAUUUCUUUCCUUUCUCAUUGAGGAGUAGGUCUCUGGGGAUUUCCAACCCAAAAUUGUCUCCAUCUCUCUUCAUCAAACCCGCCCAUUCCCCACAGACCCAUUCCCCACAGUCAUUGCUAUAGUCCAAAAAGUAUUUAAAAGCAUAUUUCCAGGUCUCUCCAAAGUUAGGAACCUCCUAAGCUCCAAACUCCCCCUGGCCCACUCUCAACUUCAAUCUUCAAUGACAGCGGAUCAUGCUCCUGUAGGGCCUCGGGUCUCUCCAUUUGUAUUAUUUGAGGUGCAACCGCAUCCUCCUCCAUUAUCUUCUGCACCUGCCCAGACAGUACAGGUUCAUGAGUUGGUUCUUGAAUGAUUUCUGUAUCAAUGUUCCCUGUUUGUCCACAGUUAUUAACCACAACGGUCAUCAAAUCCAUUUUCUCAUUCAUAAAAUCCAUCUUCUCAUGCAUCUGUUCCAGCAAGGCACUUGUCUUGCAUAGAGCAAGCACCCAAUCUUCCUCCCAGCUCAUCUUUAGUCAAGGUCAGAAGAGACUGAUCCCAUGAUCUUAAUCUCACAGCUGUUGAGUCCUCAAGUAUACUGCAGCAACAAUUUAACAAGCUCCCUCUAGAGGAGACAAUUUCUAUUUGUAUCCAUUUUUUUUUUAAGGCAAGUCCAACAAAGGAAAAUUACUUUCAUUUUCCAGAUAUUUUUCAGAUAUUUUGUUUCUUCAGAAUGCAAAAGGCAACAUUGGAAUCAGUUUGUUUCUCUUCUUUAGCUAUCUGUCAAAGUAUUCCAUUCACAGUCAAUGAACCUCUCCAACAGUUUCUGUCUCUGACACCCCGUUCCCAGGUUAGAGACGGUGGAAACUUAUCCUUCUUCACUCCCUCUCCUGCUAGGGUUAAACAAAGUCCCCCCCCCCUUUUCUCCUGCUUCCAAGGGGUUUCAGUAAUUCUGAAUGAAGGAAAUUUAGACUUUUUUAACAGCUUUCCAGGCUUUAGCUUACAAAGUUUUUGCUUUAGUCUAUAUACAAAAAGCGGAAGGCGGACUUCCUGUUUUGACCCUUCCCGCUUUGAUGCCAAAUUGAAAUAUUUCUUAAUCCAAUUUUCCGUUUCUACUCAUGGGUACUUGUUUUAAAUCCAAUUGUCCACAGGAAAAAGUCAGCGCUCUCCGGCAAUGGCUGUGCGGCUUCACUCCGUGAAAAUAGCAAUCAGUUCGCAGCAAUGCGCCACUCACCCCACUUCGCUCCGGCGCCCCAAAAUGGGGUUCCCGGUGAGUAGGGGGGGCACUCCUGGUGCCCUGCCGAACCCCACAUUCCCAGGCUUCCUCCACCUGGGAUUUCUAGCGGGUCCCCACCUUCGCCGUGGUGGGAAGACCCAGUUUCCACAGAGCCCAUUCCUCCGGUCGGAGGAACUCCGUCAUUCACCGAUGGCGCUGACCCGGAAGUCUUUCAAUUUUGUUGGUUUCAAAGCCAAGACUGAUCAUAUGUCUACUGGUAUCUCAGUUUAGGCUCUUAACCUAAAUUUCAGGGAUAGGACUUUUCACUAUUCUACGUUUUUUCAUAUACCUUCCUUCCUCUUCCUACUCUUUUUCUUGGUUCUUCUGAACUGUCAUCUAUAAGCUCGUAUCAGAAGCAUUUUAAAAUUCUCAAGGUUUCCACAGUCACUUUCUUAAUGGAGAUUCUAGUUUAAGAUUAGUCAUUUGAAGUUUUCAUGUUCCAAUUAUGCUCUAAGGUGCUUUUUAAGGGCAUUUAGCAGGACUGUUUAGAGGGCUCAUUGAAUGUAUUCAGUCUUUCCCACCAUCCCAAUAAGUUUUGUAAUAUGUCUCCUGUUACAGGUAAGGAACAGCAAAAGAAUCAUUAAGAUGCUCCACUGUACAUUAGGGAAGUGAUUUGUGGGUAUAUUAACCCCUUGAGUGUCCUAAUGACCGAUAGAAUUAUACAUUUCAAAGAAAGUGAAAACCCUGCGUUUUCCUCAUGAGAAACACUUUAUCCUUCUGCUGUACCCAAGUUCAGGAACUGUAAAAAUGGUUUCCCUUUGUGUUAGCAGAACUCCAGAAAAUUAAUACAGUUUAUGUAGAUAACUAUGUGGUUCAGAACAUUUCACACUAGCAAAAUAGCCAUUCAUCUCUCACAUUUUUUGUACUGACAAUAUUCAGUUUAUCAUAUAGACUAUCCUUGCACAACAAAGAAGUGCAAUUCUGAAGUUUAUGCCUUGACUGUUGGCAAAAUGACAAAAACUUUCUAAGGGACACAUGGGAAUAUGUUAAAUUGGAUGCAGUGACUCAGAUGUGUGACAUAGAUUUGCACCAUAAUAAAUUCAUAGUUCACUUUUGGUCUCAAUGGGAGCCAAACACUGGAUUUCCAAAUUAAUGUCCUUGGAUAUUGGUAUGAAAAUUUGCAGCAUAUUGCCUUAGAGAAACUUGCACAAAACUUGAAAACUGCUAGGGCACAAAGUUCAGAGGACAAGCUUGUGGCUGUGUGAUAUUGUUUUACUGUAUGCAGUACAGGAGUCAGUGUGUGUGAGAUUGUCCACCACCUGCAACGUGUUUUCACUUGUGAUUACAGUAAUAACUUCAGCCUUGGGAGUACAGUGGGACCUCGGGUUAAGAACUUAAUUUGUUCUGGAGGUCCAUUCUUAACCUGAAACUGUUCUUAACCUGAGGUACCACUUUAGCUAAUGGGGCCUCCUGCUGCCGCCACACCGCCAGCGCGCAAUUACUGUUCUCAUCCUGCAGCAAAGUUCUUAAUCCGAGGUACUAUUUCUGGGUUAGAGGAGUCUGUAACCUGAAGCGUCUGUAACCUGAAGCACCUGUAACCGGAGGGACCACUGUAAUAAGACAGCCUGGAACAUGCAAGAAAGAUACUUGUCUGACAAGGGUUAAAUCAGAGAUAGAAUUUCCACCACAUGUAACUUUUACAUCAGCUAUAAAGUGAUAGCUGAAUGAUGAGAGAAUCCAUAGAUUGAUUUUUUUUAAAAAAGCUGUUUCCUAUCAAGAAGGAAAACAAUUUGCACAAUGCUAAUCAGAACUUGCUCUUACGUUCUUUUUUAAAAAAGGAUGUUUCUCUUAACAAAGGAAAAUGUCACAGUCACACUUUAAUAUCCAGCGUACGAAGAUCAGCAUAGGGUGUGUAUGUGUGUGUGUGUGUGUGUGUGUGUGUGUGUGUUUGAUCACCCUGUGUCUCAAUGCAUAUUUAACACAACAGUAAUGAUUGCCAAAAGAAUGCCUUCUGGAUAGUACCUUAAAAAUAUGCAUUGAGACAAGAUGCAGUAUUUAAAUGCCUCUUUAUCAUAAAACAGCUUGGAAGUUCUGUGAAAGAAUAAUACCAACUAGAGGAUAGUUUAAAGACCAUAAUUGGACUUUAUCCCAGAAAAGGCUAAAUAAAUUGAAAUAUGUUUUAUAUCAUUAUGCAUAUUUUCCUGUGAUAAAAAUAGAUUUAUAUUUCAUAGUAGCACAAGAAAUUGUACAACAGGGGAAUAAUAAUGGAAAGGAAAGGAAGCAAUCAAGAAAGAAAGCAGAAUAUUCCUUAUAUCCCUUUAGAAAGGAAGCAAUAAAUUACUUUUGUGAAUAAUUUCAAAGACUCAAAUAUGGUCCAUGUAUAUCCCAGGUGACAUUUUUUAAAGAAAAAAACAGUCUCAGCCCCCUGUUCGUAUAAAAAAGGUAUAAAACAAUCAUUGGGUUUUUAAUCUAGAGGAAAAAAAUGACUACUGAAAUAUUUACUGUACAAAGUCCUCUUAGAGAGGCCUCUUAUUGAAUAAAGGAACAGUUUCUAAUAAAAAAAAAUUCAUGGUCCACCAGUAAAUUCAAAAUUCCAGCUAAUAUAUAAGUUUCUUUCUCAGACGGGAAACUGUGUUACACCUCUUUAGAUCAUUGGAUCAUGCUUAAUUAAUAAGAGUCAUAUGUUGCAAAAUAAUGGAAUCUGUGAAUAAAUUCCUUUUUCUUCUGCUGAAAGAGUUAUAUGCUCUAAUUUCAAAGGCGAUGGUGCUGAAUGCUGGAACAUCACAUAAUUCUGUAUGGUGAGAUCUGGGGAAAGCAAAAGAGCAGCUCAUUGUUAGCUUUUAGGCCUGGAAUCAGCUACUGCCAUACAGGGCUGCCUUUUCAUUUGUACUUAAAAUUUAAGUGGAAAAUUAAAUAACAGUCCUUUGUUGAUGCAGCCAUUUUAAAGGAACAGAUGGUCAGACAGACACAAUGGUGCUGUGAAUUAAAACUUCGCAGCUUUGACCUGCGCUGACUUAUCAUGCAGGCAUACUGAUAUCCACAGGUAUUUAGAGAAGGCUUUUUUUUAAUAAUAAAAAAAUUAAACUGCUACCUUUAUUGAUUUUAAUUUCCAUUUUUUGAGAUUGAUUUGGGGGAUAGGAAAAAUCUGCACUGUUUUCCCCAGCAGAGGAAACAUAAUUUCCUGUUUGGGUCAUCUUUAUAUCUUGUUUUUGAAAUGCACAAACCUAUCCCAUCAUGUUUUCUCCUCCUUUUUUUGUAAUAAGAUCAAUAGUUUGAAAACUAUUUUUCCUUCUCUGAGUGUGCCUUUAGGGCCCAAAGAGUCGACCUUGUGAAAAUGGUUAUUGCUGUUCUUCAGGCUGCUUUCAUAGGUUCCUUUCUUUAUGUGAGAGGGGGGUGGGAAGUAGCUUUAAGUAUAGGUUUUUAACGGUAUCAAAGGUAAAAAACCUCCACAGUCAAGUUCACUGAAAGUUUCGCUGAGGCUUGUGAACUUAGGCCAAUUUAUGGCAUCUGCUGGAAGUCAGCCAAUAAAUAAUAGCUUCUGCUGAGGCAGGCAUUGAGAUUCCUAUGUAGUUUAUAAAAGGAAAAUUAUAGGGAUGGCGGAUUGGGCCAGAAACUUCAGAUGAACAACUCAUUAUGUCUUCAUAAGACAUGAAUGAUUGUAAGGGGGGGGGGAGGUGGAUUCACGCUCAUAUUGGCAACCCAUUUUAUUUCAUAAACCAAGAAGGAUCAUUUUUACUUCCUAGCUUUCUCCUGGUUAGCCUGCAUCUAUCCAGACUACAUUUCUAUUAUUAUUAUUAUUAUUAUUAUUAUUAUUAUUAUUAUUAUUAUAGUGCUGGUUAUUAGUGCCACACAAGCAUAUGCAAGUGUGAGUUAAGGUGGUCACCUAACUACCUUCUCUCUCUCUCUCUCUCUCUCUCUCUCUCUCUCUCCCCCUUCCUUCUUUUUUCCUUUCUUCAGGGGUGAGGGGCUUCUUAUCAUUUUGCUUUGGUAAUGUAAGGAGUUCUGAGUAUUGUGGGAUGUUGUCCCCAACCCCCACAACAGCAGCCUUCUUGGAAACUGGGGCAUUCCUGGGAUGUAGUAGAUUCCUCUCAAGUUUUAUCUAGAGCACUGUAAGGAGCUAUUCUGGGUGGCAACAUAAUAAGGUGAAUAAGAGGUUUGCUUCCCCUCCCCCCCUCUUGCAGUACAGUCCUUAUGGAGAGCAGUUCAAUUAGCUUUUCUGGAAUUGCUGGGAAUAGCUACUUAGAAUGGUACUAAUUCAUCUACAAAAUAAGAAACAGAAUAUAUGUUAUUUUUUUGGAAAGCUAAACCAUAAGCAACUGGAGAGGCUUAAUAAGAAAUAAUUGGGAAUUUUAAGAUAUGAAUAAGUCAAAAAUCAGGUUUCAUGCUAAGGAAAGAUAAGACAAGUGCAUAAUGAAUGCUGGGUAAAUUAGAGCACAAACUUACCUCACCUGUGCUCCAAGCAGGGCUUGGUGGAGCUGUGGGGCCACCACUGCACUUGCAGACCUGCUGAUUACAGUGGCUACAGUGGAAGCGGGGGGGGGGGGGAGGACAAUUGGAGUUGACUCAAUGCUAUCAUAUUACAGCUAUGAGAACAGCCCAGGAUCCAGUGGUUCCCAGGUUGGUCCAGCUUCAGCCUUCUGGGCCUUCCACUAGCUCCAUUCAGUAAGGAUCCUCCCAUUGGGUCUCUUGCCUGACCUCACAUUUGUCAGGGUUGGCACCAAUUGAGUGAUGCUUGCACUUGUGUGUGUUUUAAUGAUGAUUCUUCUCACAAAGGAAAAUGUCUCUGUUAUACAUUCUUUAAUAUCCAUUGCACAGAUACCUUUUUUAAAAAAAUCACAUUGCAAAUGAGCAGUAAUGACUGCCAAAAUAAUGCCUUCCAGACAGUACCCUUGAAAAUAAGCAUUGAGACAAGAUACAAUAUUUAAAUGCCACUUUAUAUUUUUUUAAAAAUAGUUUGGAAGUUUCAGGGAAAGAUUGUAUUAACUGGAGGACAUUUUAAUGACCAUAACUGGACUUUAAAUUUCAACACAAGAACAUAUGAAGAGUCUCUCUAGAUCAGUGGUUCCCAACCCUUUUUGGCCAUGCCCCACCGAAGCAUAUCUAAAAUCCUGAUUCCCACCCCCCACGUGACAUAGUGAACUCCUGUUCACAUGGAGGAAGCCUAAGAGACCAUUCACUGUUAAAAAUUCAUUCUCAAAUUGCCCCCCUUAAAAAUCAAAUUGCCUCCCUGUGGGGUGUAUGAUUGGGAACCACAGCUCUAGAUGAAACUAAAGGCCCAUCUAGUCUCACAUCCUGUGGCCAACCAGAUGUCUGUUUGUGGACUCCCAUGUGCAUCUGUUUAGCCAACUGUGAGAACAGGUUACUGAACUAGAUGGAUAUUUAGCCUGAUUCAGCAGGGUCUUCUUGUGUUCUUAUGGGAAGCCCAAAAACUGGACCUGAGGGCAACAGGGUUCACCUCUCAUAAGAUGUAGUGAUGGCCACCAACUUACCUAAUCCACUUCUGAAGUCAUCCAAGUUGGUGGCCAUCACUACAUCUUAUGAGAGCAAAUCCCAUAUUUCAUUCUCCAAAGAACAAAGAAGAGCAUAUAUUUGUAAAGAGAAAUGUAACUAUCUGCAUCAUGGCUAGAUGAACUCAUAUAUUGCAUCAACUGCAUAAGUUGUGCUGCUGCUGCAGCUACUAACCUCUUUUUAUAGUUGCAGUUGUGUCUGUUAUCAUGUAUAUAUCUAUCUAUCAUCUAUCUAAAUUGCUAUGGCUAAAAUUGUAAAGUUAGCAUUUUUCUUACUUUCUGCCAUGUCUAGAGACAAUGUAGGUAAUUACCAGAUGAUAGAGAGAGCAACAGGCCACAACAUGCCCUGACCUAUUGUCGUCUAUUGGAAACAAGUUACAAGUUAUGAUUUCUCAGUCACAUCCACUACAUUCAAAAAUUUUAGGAAAGUUUGAUAAAUAUAUGUUAUAUAUAACCACACUUGCCGAAAGUGUUUUCACUGCUUUUCUAGACUAUUUGAAAAAAUGAGAACAACAUAUUAUGUAAUGUAUCACACAAUAAUAGCAAAUAACAGAGUUGAUAAACUGAAGAAGAUAGUUCAGCAUUCUUUUGCAAGCUGACACAUAUGUACACAAAAUCAUUCAAAUUGAGGGGUGAAAUAAAAUAAAAUUUGAUUCUUCAAAUUAAAUGUGUAAAGAAUAUCAUUUCAUGGUGAUAAUUUGCCAACAGAAAAGGGAGAUAAUUUGCAAAAUAUUGCACAGCUUAAUCAAGAUGAAGCCUUUUUAUAGGCUACUUGUUUCCCUUUAUGCUCAUGUGACAAAUAUGUUUUGAAACAUACUUGACAGCACAAUCUUAUGCAUGUUUACUUAGAACUAGGUUCCACUGUGGUCAAUGAAGCUCACUUUCAGGUAAGUGUGCAGAGAAUUACGGUCUCAGUCAUUCACAUAAUACUAAUAUUAUGUCUAGUUUACAGUUUAGAGUUUAGUUUAGAGGUCCUAAGGAAGUCAGACUAUCCUCCACCAGGGCCAGGGCCUUUUCAGUGAUGGCUCCGACCUGGUGGAAUGCUCUGUCCCAUGAGACCAGGGACCUGCAGGAUUUAACUUCUUUCCGCAGGGCCUGUAAGACAGAGCUAUUCCACCUGGCUUUCAAUUUGAACUUAGCCUGAUCUUUUAUUCCUCUUCCUUCCCUCCCUCUCCCCUUUUUAUGAAGAUUACCCGCUCUGGGAUCCCACAGCUAAUUCUCCCCUGGUCUCCUCGCUGGCCCAAAUAGGACUAACUUAGUCAGCUAGCCCUGGUGAUCAUCUAAUGUUUAUUGGAUGGAUUUCCCCCCUAAAUUGAUUUUUGAAUUCUGAAUUUAUUGUUAUUCACGUUUUAUACUGUAUUUUAUGCUGUUUUUUGUUGCAUCAGUUAAGUGUUUUAAGUUUGUUGUUAGCCACCCUGGGCCUAGUGUUCUGAACCGGGAAGGGUGGGGUAUAAAUAAAAAAUUAUUUAUUUAUUUAUUUAUUUAUUUGUUAGUUAGUUAGUUUGAAGUUGCCAUACAACUAAUUUGUAUAUAUAUGAUACUAGUUUGUAAGGUUUGGAAGAGCCUGUUUGGUUUCAGGAUGUAGUGAUGGUCACCAACUUGUAUGGCUUUAAAAGAGGAUUUGACAAGUGCAUGGAGGACAAAGUUAUCCAUGACAGCUAGCCCUUAUGGCCAUGUUCUGCCUCCACUGUUAGAGAUAGUAAGCCUAUGAAUACAAGCUGGAAGCAACCACAUGGGUCAUCUAGUCCAACCCCCUGCAAUGCAGGAUUUUUUUGCCCAAGGUUGGGCUUGAACCUAUGACCCUGAGAUUAAAAGUCUCAUGCUCCACCAACUGAGCUACCCCAGCAUGAAUAUGGAUGAGAGUGAAGGGUGGGGAGUAUGUGGCUGGCUGGCUGGUUUAGUGUGAGUCUGGGUGCAGUGUGUAGAUCAGGCUUCCUCAACCUUGACCCUCCAGAUGUUUUGAGACUACAGGUACCAUCAUCCCUGACUAUUGGUCCUGUUAGCUAGGGAUCAUGGGAGUUGUAGGCCAGAAACAUCUGGAGGGCUGAGGUUGAGGAAGCCUGGUGUAGAUGGACAGAUGUGGACUCACCUGCUUUUGGAUUUGGUCUUGUCCACUGAUGGUUUGUGCCCCUUAGAUUAUUACACAGGAGGGAAAAGAGCAUCCUCCUGAGUUCACCACCCUUGUUCUAAAUACAAAGUAUCCUAGGCCUUAAACACUGAGAGCUUUCCUAAAAUGUUUCCCCUUUUCCAGACAGUAGCAAAUUCUUUUCUAGUACUACAGAAAAUUAAACUCCUUUCAGGUCACUGUGGUGCCAAUAAUAGCUUUACUUUAAAAUAUUUUUGAAUAAUUCAUAAGCACAAGAAUAACAUUCUGACAUUUACCUGAUCUAUCCUAAAGAUUAGACUCUAAUGGGAAACUUGAUCAUAUUCACUAGCAGUUUCUAGGGAACAGUGUGUGAGGGAGGGAGACUCAAGUAGGUCUGAAUGGCAGAUUGAGGCUGUACAUAGAGCUACCGCCUCUUUAGUAAGUUUUAAAGCCAAUGCAGGUGCUUAGGAUAAAACAUUAUGUGCCCCCUUACAUAUCAGUGGCCAGAAAUUAUGACUUGCUCCUUUCUGCAUUAGUUCUGCCUGAACAGAACACAGAUCUGAGGCUGAUGCACAUGUGAGAGAGCUUAUCGCUUGGCAGAUAUUUGCACAGACAAGGUACUGCAGCACAAUGUUUGGAGUUUCCUGUUAACAUGCUAUAUGCCUUUGAAGACACUGCAGGUGGCUCAAAAUUCAGCAACUAGAUAAAACUAGACUGGGACAAAGCAAAUGGAAUUAUGCUGGCUCCCAGCAAGGCCAUCUCAAAACGGAACUCCUUGUCUCAGACAAUCAUUGCCUCCUGUCCCCAGCCUGUCCACUUCUGCUUCUGUCCAUCUAAAGAGCUACCUGUCACUGUUUCAUGGGCUACUGUCACAACUGCCACCACAGGCCAGUCAUUCACCACCCUGACCCAGCAGAUCUGCCGAGGAUCUGCUUAGGCAUUGACACUUUGCUCCUGACACAACCUGCCAACAGCAUAUCUAUGCAGGUGCCUGGAGAGCCAGGUAGCUGUGAUCUGAAGAAAAACACUUCCGUGGGUAAAGGCACUGUGGCAAUGCGGCCAACAUUUCAUUCUAGUAAUGGUGGAGAGGUGAAGAAUACUUAUGUAAAGUUUUGCACAUUACCAGUAUGAAACUGUAAAUAGCAAUUGCCUCUGCAAAGAGGGGUGGUCUCUCUCUGUGCCACCUCGCCCACAAUGCCUCCACCAAGGAAGGCAUUCCUCAGAGUAAAACGUGGGCAACUUGUCCCCAGAGAGCCUUAGAGGGGCCUGCGCUGCCAACCCUGAUGUGCAGCAAAAAAGAAAGAAAGAAAAAGAGGAAGGUGGAGAGGAAAUAAGAGGUGGUGUUGGAGGAAGUUGGCACUCGGGGAGCAGUGGCAACUGGCCCACUUCACCUCAGGUGCAAUCAUGUUCUGGUCCUAUUUCAAAGCACAAUUCAAAAGGUUGGUAUUGACCUAUAAAGUCCUAAAUGACUUAUGACCCAAGUGCUAGAAUCACCUCUUCUUAACAUUAAACUACUUGUACAUUAAAAAUUGUCUGAGAGGCUCUUUUCAUGUUUCAAGCACCAUUAGACACGAGAGGAUGGAAACAAGAAACAGGGCCUUCCAUGCAGUGGUGCCCUGGUUUUGGAAUUUUAUUCUCAGUGAAUUUUGCCAGAAAACAGGUCUGUGAGUUCACAGUUUUGAAUCCACCAGUGUCACAACACAAUGCCCUAGUUGUAUUUCACAGCAAUGGUUUCCCCCCGCCUAUCCAUCUGGCACCUCUGCUGUCCUACUACCCAAAGGCCAUCCUAUAAUACCUUUCCCCUAAAAAUACAAAUAUUAAUCCCCCUCCACACAGAGAUAUGGAUUUGAGAGACAAGCUGACAAAGUGCUUUUUUAUAUCGUCUUUCCCCUUCUUCUUCUUUUCUGAGGAAGAGUUUUAUCAUAGUGUCUCCUUCAGUUUAUUUUUCUCAAGCAAAUAUGCUAACCUAAGUAAUCUUAUGAAAGGCAAACAGAUAAAGCUUGAGAAUGCAGUGCUUAUGAAAAGUCUAUAAGCUCUGUCAAGGAAGUUAUUUGUAUUGACUGGCUAGAGAAAUUAUUGAAACCAAACUAAAUUUGGAACAAAAGAUGCACUGUUGUUGUUGAGUUUGCAAACAACACAACAUUUAAGGGGAUCCAUAAACUAAUGAAAUAGCUCUUUGACAGAAGAGUGUGCUGGCAGUAUAUCAUGAACCACAUUUUAAAGGCUCAGCCAACACAAUCCUUCUAGUUAUGGCGAACAGUUUCUGACUAGCACGGCACCUUCAUAAAUAUAGUCAGGUAUCUAAAAUCAUUAUUUGGACUUUUCCUUCCCUAUAGUGUUGAAUCUAAUAAUGUAGAGCUGUUCAGUUUCUGAUGGCCCCAAUACAUCUUCAUGUUUGCAAAAACCAAGUGGUAAAAAAAAGGGAGUGGGGGGAACCAACACACAAACAUUCACCAGAGAAGCACCAAGGGAAAAUUGUUGUUAAAAACGCAAUCCCUUCUGCUAAACAUGCUUAUCCAUGAGUAAGUCUCAGAAUGAUAGCACUAACAAUGUGUGUGUUUAGGAGCAGAGCCAAAUAAAUAAAGAAGUUAAUCCAUAAUUGUUAUCAGUCCAAAUGAAUGGAACUAAAUCCAACACCCCAAAGGUUUGUGUGGAUGUUUAUUAGAGGCUUGGAUUUGUGUGUUUAUUACUUAAGUUUAUCCAAUGGAGAAGCUGAAAAACAAAGGUUAAGUCAAGGCUACUUCCACAUUCCAUGAAUAAUAGUGGAUAUGCAGAAAUGAAUAUCUUCUUGGAGAAUACAGGAAUGUGCCUGGGCAGUGGGUUGUACUGAAGGAGCUGGUGCAUUAGUGGAUGCUCUUUGCUCCAUCUCUGUCAUUGGAAACCCAAGUAGCCUCUGUGGCAGAGGUCACCCAAUACCAACUUAGGCUGGUACUGUUCGGAGUGAAGCAACAACAUUUGCAACAUUUGGGGGAUGAUAAACAGAAAAGCAAUCUGUUCUUCCUGCUCAGUGAUUUCUUUUAUUCUAGUAACUAUUUGUUGGUAAAUUACAUCCUUUAAGACUUUACUUCCUGUUCCUUCUCAAGCCAAUACAAGUGUUACCAUGUGCUCAUGUUAACUUCCCGGCUCCAUCUUAGCCAUAUGUCCCUUUGCUCUUCUAGGGCAAGUGCCUUUGUGGGCCGACCCCAAGGCCGCUCUUGUGAACCAGCGAAUGGUAGGCCGGAUGCUAAAAUUGGCCAAUGGCGGCAGGGCCUCGUGGGCAUUCCUCUGGGCACAGGAUCAACUGCCCAGUGGUGGCACUUGGCCCCGUACCCAGGGCCAAGAUAAACUGCAGCCUGCCAGGCCAUUCAGCCUACACUUAGAAUAGCUUUGUUUGCCAUGAGUAAUGCUAAUCACAUUUUCUUUAUCCCUUCAACUAGUAGCAUUCCCAGACUACCAUUUCUUUCUGCACACUUAUUCUGUCAUUCUGGUGUUAUAAGGUAUGGUCCUCAGAAGCAGGAGGCAGUGUGCAUGAUGGAUGAAAUAGGUGUGGACCCAGUGAACUGUUUGCCCUGGGCUGACUAGUUUGCCUUCUGAUCCGGGUUUCAUGCAGGAGAAUGCCAGGCACUGAACCUGGGACUCUACCACUGCGCUACAGCUCUUCUUCAUAUAGUAAUUUGGGGCAUGUCAAUUAAAAUAUAUGAAUUGCAGUUUGGGGAAUGCCAUCUGGGAACAGCCACAUCCUAACUGGUAUAAAUAUAUAUACUUCCCAUGUGUAUGGAAUGCAAGGGAAAAAAUGGGAGAUAUUUUCAUGAUGAUAUUUAACAGUUUAAAACUGAGCUAUAAUUAUUUGUUUGAGUAUACCGGUACAUUGUUUGUGUACAAUGAUGAUAUAAUUAUAACAACAAUACUAUUGCUUUAUUAUUUUCCUAAAAGAGGUAGAAAUUAUUUCCCACAGUCACCCUUUGUUUUCUUUCCAUGUUCUUUUUUGGGCUCCCGCCCCCCAAAAAAUUCACUUCAAAAUUUGCUUUAGGUGAUGUUACGCAUUAAAAGAAAAUAUGAUGAAAAUUACCCACAGAUGGUAUUUAACACCUCCCAAACUAGCGAAAAAAGAAAAAGAGAAAUGUUGAAAAUCCAAUGAAGUAGAGGGAUCUUUUUUCCACAUGUGGUGGUCCUGUAAGGUAAUCAGGGAAUUCUGGGAAGUAAUUUACAAUGAAUUUAAAAAUAUAUUUUAAAAAAACCCCAAAGACUUUUCCCCAAAACCUGAAACAUUACUCUUGGGAAUGGUGACAACAAAAGAAUUUAUUAUUAUAUGCCACCACUGUGAAUCGAAUCUUAUUGGUGGAGAACAAGUAUGGUACCCACUAAGGAAGAGUGGCAGUUUAAAAUGCUUGAAUAUGCUGAAUUGUCAGGUAAAACAAAUAGUGUAAGAAAAAAGGUUGAUAAAGAAUAUAGGGACGAUUGGAAAAAGUUUAUUGAAUAUGUUAAGAACCAGUGUAAACAAGUAAUGAACCUAGCGUGUCUUGAGCAAAUCCAGCAGAAUAGGAGCUAAUAGAAAUUUGAAGAAAUAGAAAUAGGAAGACAUCUGAAGAUUAAAAAUUUGGAAUAUACGAAUUAGUAGAAAAGUAAAGAAACCAGGAAAAGGGUGGAAGGGGAGUCACUAGGUAUUAGUUGUAUGUUGUGAUUGGUAUGAAAGUUGUAUAAUUGGUGGGUGGAGGGAAGGGGAUGUGUGUGUGUGUUUUUUGUAAUAAAAAUGCAAAUAAUUUUUUUUUGUAAAGAAAGAAGUAGGCAACAAUAUAGUGAUAAUAUAGCAAUAAGACAGACACGUGGAAAAUUUUGCUAGACCUAUCAAAGCUGUAUUAGCUUCCAUUACAAAUCCUCAGAAAUUUUGCCUAGGUAGGAAGUAUUCUGAUUUCCCUUGAACUUCACUUCAGGCAGAAUUCAGUGCCACUUCUAUGCAGCAAAAGUUUACAAAAGAAAACCAGAACUUUAAUUCACUUUGUUUGAGACAUGAAGUGAAAUUUGUGUUUGUAAAUGUAUCUGCAGAACAGAAAACCAGAAAGCAGUCCUUGAAAUUUGUGUUUCAGCAGAUUAUUUCACAUGUCAAUUUCAACUCUACCACUAUGGAUUUCAAAAAGAAACGUAGUAAUUAAUCUCUCCAGAACAACAAAGGAGAUUGUUGUUGAUAAAAUGACAGAUAAUGACAAAAAUAUUUUCCCAGCUUGUUCACUUGUUCACUUGUAAUAUCUGUUCUGUGUGCCAAAUUCAUUUUCAAUAUUAUUUUACCUCUUAAUUUCAUACCUAAAGAUAUUGCAUAAAUCAAGCAUAAAAGUCAAACUGUGGGUAUAAUAAUACACUAUUUUUGAGAAGUGGCAAUGUUGAGACCUUAAUGAGAUGGCAAUUUGUUUUAAUUGAUCCAGUUUCUGCAUAAAUUACAGGAAUAGUUGUCUACCCUUGGCCUUAUAUUUAUUACUUGACCCAAACAACUCUAGGAGGCCAUUCACUAGGUUCUCAGUGUUUGCGCUUUAAGUACCACAACAGUAACUAUAAAUCCAAACAAACACACAUGUGCAAUACCCUGGCAAAAAGACAUUUUUUUUAAAAAAAAACAACCCUCUCAUUGUUGAAUUGCUCCCAGAUUACUUGGGGUAAAAGUAUUCAUAUGAAUGGGGUAUUUAAUGAGCCAUACUACAAGGUCUCAGGUUCAAUCCGCAUCAUUUCCAGAUAGGCAGCCUCUUCUUUGAAAUUGCUGAACUCUCUGUGAAUUCUCUUACCUUGAGUAAGCAGCUCUGACAUUGGAAGUCAAGGCUGCCCUGAUGGUCUGCUGAACUUCUAUUCCCCAGCAUAGCUAGCAUCCUGUCGGGCUCUGGUACUCACCUAGAAGCCAAGUCUCGAAAUCUCUGCAUCUGAAAGCAAGGCCAAGGCAUCAGCAAUACCAUUUCAUAGUCAUGACUCAUUUAGAGCCACAAAUGAAAUAUAUUCCUUCUGGAACUGCAUUAUGGAAGCAUGAGCAAGUCACAUCACAUGGAAAGUCCAGGGAAGUCUGGGUAUUGCUCUCUGGUACCACAGACCGACUAUCACUCCAAAAAAUUAACUGUGCGGUUAUGAAACAACCCUGACCAGAAUUGAACAGUUACAGCAGUCAGAAAGAAAAUUUUGUUACUGUGAUGUAAUUCCCCACUCUUUCCCAGUUGGUGUGCUCGCCACAGAACUUCACAAACCCUGUCUUUGUUUGUUUCUCUCUUCAUUUUAUUGUUUGUAAUGCCUGCCGUUCUAUACUUGCAAUAAAAUAAACACUAAUAAAGAAGCUAGGUCUCUAAUAAUAUUGUCUGGGAGUCCUGGAAGACCUGCUCCCUGCUCUGCAGGCCUUAUUUCACCCAGCCUGAGAGGGCAAGACCCUGACUGACUUCAGCUACAAAAGCUGAGGCUGCUGAACAGUCUCUUGGGCUUGAGUAUUGUAUAGGGGGUUUUGUCAGGGGGCGGGGCUGUUGUUAUUAAUAUUUUUUUAUUAUUAUUUUGGAUCUUAUUAUGAUCUAUGUGGAAAUGGUUCUGUUUGGUUGUGUAAUUUUUGAUGUUUUAUUUAGUGUUUAUGACUACUUUUGGUAAGUUGCAAUUAUGCAUUAUUUCAUGUUGUAAGCUGCCCUGAGCAUGGUUUGAACUAUGAAAAUGUGUCAUGCAGAUAAAAUUAUGCAUGUAUAUAUGUUUGUAUAUGGGUACACAUAGAGAGAGAGAGGGGAAGAGAAAACAAAUAUGACUUUAUAUAAGAAAUUUAGUUAAAAUUACCGUAAGUUAAGGGAGCAUCAUAAAGAGAGUUGUGUAGAUUCCCCCCCCCCCCCCGGAUCUUGUAGAGGGCUCUUGUAGAGGACUGAACCUUGCAAUUAUUUUGUUUGAAAUUGUACAUAUCUGGUGCCUCUAACUAGGACAAACAUAUGGAUUUUUCUUGUCUGUAGAAAUUUCAUUGUGACUUCUCUCUAAUGCAGCAGUCUCAGAAAGAUUUUAGGAACCUAUUUGUCACCACACUAGGUGACAACAACCCAAAACUAUUUCUCACAGCAUGACAAAUAAUAUCUACCAUUGGAGACGCAGAGGUUGUAUCUCAUUUGUAAAUGUAACAACUAUAAGACAACAGAGCUGAAAUUUCCCACUGAAAGAGCAAAGGGCUUGCUGUACAAUUUCUUUUACACCGCACUAUGCAAAUCUUGUAACGGAAGUGUUGGUAAUUGCAAGCAGUAUGUUUUAAGAUUUAUUUUAUAUGUGCUGUGUGUCAGUGUUGUUUAUCAAUUGUCUUCACAAGCCUGCCAAGAGACAUAUGGGCUUCUUUGGGGUUUUGAUUGUAAGGUGUGUGUGUGUGUGUGUGUGUGUGUGUGUGUGUGUGUUAGUAGACAGAUAUAAAAGGAUCAUACAACAGUUCACACAGGCUUUCUCUUAGCCCCUUUCAAGGAUUCAGUUGAACACUAACUUAUCAGUUGCUCUAAUAAAGAUGAAAUUAUGUUGUUUCCAAGGUGGCAGUUACAGAGCUUUGAGGUUUGGAUGCUCAAAAGUUCUUCAUUUGCCAAAGCUACUCAAUGUUACUGCUAUCCUCUGAUAAGUCUGAUGGCUUGUGGGUCUCAGAACUAAAGUGUUUAGCAACAGGUCAAUCGACUUUUUUUUGUCAGACUUGCCAAUUUGUGGUUUCUAAAACACAUGCAUAGUUUGGCCAUUUAUUAUUGUGAGCCAGUGAAAGACAUCACUCAUAUUGCAUUGCACUCAUGGGAACCUUUUCUGAGUAAAGAUGUUUUGGUUUGGGUUUGACUUAAUGUGAUAACACACCUGUAUUAUUAAUGACCUGUUUAAACCGAUCCAUAAAUGAUAUUGUAACUAUAAAUUAUUUGUCCUAUCUACAAAGGAACUUGUGCCUGCCCAGACAAUUUGGCUGCCAGUAUAUCCCUCUGCUGUUCAGACACCUAUUGAUAUCCACAUAAGACCAAGAGAUGCAAAAAGGGAUCUCAGUGGAAGGUGUGGGGAGGUGGAGAUAUGGGAGGAGGAUGGGGUGUAAACAAAAGCCAAAGAGAGCUCUUGAGAGAAAUAAAUCUUCCAUGUAAUCAUUAACAUUCCAGUGCUCCUGGAUACUAAUAUUCACUGGAAGAAAACAACACAUUCUGUUUGCAGUAUUUACUUUACAGUGUUAUUGAAAUACAAAGGAGAAAUUAAAAUUUUGUAGAUGCUGGUUGAUUUUCCACAAAAAAACUACUUCUCUUGAUAAGCUGCAGGUAACUGGUGACAGAAAGAAUGAGUUUUUGUUUCAGAGUGCUAACUUCAAUCUCCUAACUAUUCAGGCAUAUUUAUAUUUUAUUUUAUUUUAUUUAUAUCUCACCUUUCACUUGACAGGGACUCAAAGAGGCUUACAGAUAACAUGAGAACAGCUAAAAACCUCCACAUCUGUUUCCCUUUUUCUUAGAAGCUCAGGCCAAUGCAACUGAAACCAGGAUGUAGCUCCACUACCCACUUAUUCUUUCCAUUUACCAGACUCAAUAGCCUCUCAGGUCAACUCCUGAGCUCUAUUGACUUACCAAGUGAAAACAAUUGUUUGUGGCUCAGGCUGAAACAAAACUGAGUGGUCCUAGCAGUGGGGUUUAGAGCAAGGCAUAUGCCAGCUGCAUAGGAUCGUCCCUCAUGUGCCAUCCCAUAGCUAGUGAGGUUGCCAUACAUUUAGGCCACAGUAUGCAAAAUCCUAUGAGCCACAGCCUCAGUCUAGUGGCACAGGAGAUUAGGCUGUGUUGAAUCACAGGUUUUUAGUUAGCAUAUUAUUCGGCAAGGUAUACUUUUGUUUCUCCUGCUAAAAUUCAACUGCAAAAUUGCCAUCAGCAGGCCUUCCUUAUCAUCUCAGGAUGAAACUGAACAAUGUUGCGUAUAAGAAGCCAGGAAGAAAAGAAAUCAAAGACCUAGGAGUUCAAACAAAAGCGGUUUCCCAAAUUUCAGCAAGAUCUUUGUGUCUUCAAUGAUCUUUCCCUUCUGUUCUCAUAUAUAUUUGUUUGCUGAUCAGUGUCUAAAUAUUUCUGUUAAAUAUCAGGUGAUAUCAGUUAUUACAGCCUGAACAUGUAGCAACUGCAGAUGGCAGACUAGAUGGAUUUGUAAAACAAAUGCAACCUUUUGUCAUUAUGAAAAUGCAUGUCAUUUGUAAAACAAACACAUCAAAUUACUUUUAUGCUUACUAUACUGUAAGUCAGAACUUAUAGAUGUUCAACAGCAUCAUAAAUGUGACUUAUUUGUUUCAAGGACAUGGAACAAUAGUACAUAUUGAAAAUUGCAAAAGGCAAACUAGAUUGAAUAGGGCAGGUGUGGGGAGGGAAUACAGGGCAAGAUCCAGUAAAAGAUAACAUUUUAACUCUAAUUAACCUUAAUGAGGCAUAUGCAGGCAUAUGCUUAAAUCUUCCGCUGAAAGUGAAGGGACUUUAUUGCAUAGUUUUGGCUAGAUUGUGGAAACAGUUCUCAUCAACUCCUAUGCUUUUUUCUGAAAAUCAUAACUGUUCUUAAACAUAAAAAUAUUUUACCCAUCACAGUCUUCAUAACUAUUAACUCAUUACUGCUUCUGGGGAGAGAGUGGGGGGAAUUUUCAUUCUUCCGAACACAUACAAUGAAUACAUCAGAGAUGGAGAGAUGGUGACUCUCCUGAUGUUGUUGAAGCCCAACUCUCAUCAUCCCUGCUCUGCUGCCAUUGCCACAGCACACUGAUGCUUCCAUUUCAGCCUCAGCAGUGUCAGGAGAAGGGAAGAACCAGAAGAGCAGGACUGCUGCUGGAGAGCUGUCCUUCCCUGUCCCAGUUGUUCCUCUGCAACUAACCUGGAUGCAAUUUAGGUGAGCUGUAAGGGGGAAGUGUGUAGUUUGGGUGACAAUGUCAAGGGAAGGGGGUGGAUUUGGUGAGGUGUAAAAGGUGGGUGAGGAGGUUUGGUGAGGGGGUGAGGAUCUGGCAGGGCUUUGGCAAUGCAACAUGUCAGCAUUGUCAGGCUUAAGCUGAUAAGCCUCAAUAUGACAAUAAUGAGAGGGCCUCCUCUGUACAUCAUUCAGGCAUGUGGGCAGUGAAAAGCAAACAGCAACAUCAGGGAGUCAGGGUUAUGUUGCCCAUGCAAGAAGACUGGUCCUCAGUGUGGUACCAAGCACAUACCUACUGAGUUUGGGAGGGAUGACUAUAACCAGUCCUGGGAUGGGGAACUUGAGGCCCCAAUAUGUUUUUGAACUAUAGUUCCCAUCAUCCCUGACCAUGGACCAUGCUGAUGGGAGUUGGAGUCCAACAACAUAAGGUUCCCCAUAAUGUUGCAUAUCAGAUAGACACAUUGCAAAAGCUGUGACCUAUUUUUCAACCUUUUCACAGUCUCAUGUAUUAAUAAGUGGGAUGUGGGCAUAAUAUAUAAGCGUAAGUUGCAGGUGUGCAGGAACUAUUUUGCUCAUCUCAAUAUAUUUUUGCAUAGGAUUAAAAUUAUGUGAAAAAAGCUUCUAUCUUCCUGCUGUUCUUGAGAAUUAACCUCUAACUACUAUUCACCCUCCUGCCUCAGUCACAUCAUUGUUUUAUAAAUCAUCAAUGUUCUGCAACAUGCAUCUCAAGAAGGCAUCAUCAAUUGCUUUUUAUUUUGACCGUUGUUACACAUUUAUUUUCUCUUCAUUGUUUGCAGCAAUUUGAAGCUGGAAAAUGCAAUUUCUUGAGUAUUGAUUUUGUCCUUUUCCAUUUAGUAAGCUAAGACCCUAAAUACACAAAUAUCUAUGCACGUUUCUUCCCAUCAGUAAUCUGAGAAUAUAUCUUACAAAUGGAGACAUGCAAAAAGAUGCAGAUGGUUUUCUCUCACUUUCUCGGCACUUUGCUCUCAUUUCUAGUGAUGUUGCAAGAAUUUUCAUUUACCUGGUUUGGAAUGCAUAUUUUCCUAGCUGAUGAUUCCUGGAUAUGCAAUACAAAUCAAAUGUUAUUUUCCUCAGAAGCUCUAAUAUGACUCAGAAUACAAAACAAGCAUCCUCAUACACAGAGGCCUACACUGCUUUUAUAAUCUGUGGUGGCAAUCCUAUGGCCCUUCAGAGGGCAUCUCAGGGACUAUAAUAUAUAUUGGUUCUUCUUUUUCCAAUGAUAUACAUACAUAGAGAGUAAGAAAGUGAGAGCAUUGUUAUCAGAGAGGAAGAGUGCGAGACAAGGAGAUACAGUGUUGGAUUCCUCCUCCUUGCCGCAAUGGGAACUUUCAAUGCUGUGGCCCAGUUGAUAUUGGAGCUCUGAUGUUGGUAAGGGCAAAAGGAGAGGGGGUGUCAGGGUCAUUUGGGUCAUACCAGUGAAAGAUCAGGAAACAACUUUGAUCCAAAGGCUCCAAAGCCAUCUCUGUCAGCUGACAAGCUUCAAACCAAGCAAAGGUUUAGACCCAAGCUUUCUCUGGUUACCCUUGCAUUGCUCUCAAUUGGGAGGAAAAGUAUUUUAUUAAAAAUGGAUGGAAAACUGCAAGAAUGGUCCUCUAACCUCAGUAAUGUGCUUCAAAUAUGAUGCCAGCAGAGCUUAGGAUAUGAUGAUUGAACCAUCUUCCUUUCCUCAUUGCUAAUAUUGGGAUUGCAGUUGUGUGGGGUUUUGUUUUUGUUUUUUUUUUGUCCAGGCAACAUCUGCUGCUUUGACAGGGUUAAGGAACCACAACCAAAGGAGGACUUUUGAGAUUGAAGGUAGGAAGAGUUUCUAACCACAGGAAAAGGCUUUUCAGGUGCCACCAUUCCACAUUAAUAAGCAUACACCCUGGACAUUUUAAAAAUUUCCUCUGAAGAACAUCAGUGUGUUGAUUCUGUUGGGGAGGGUCCUCAACUUUUUCAUAACCAUAAUAUGUCUGUACAUAAUUUGCACACACUGCAGUUUAGGCAAGACGCAUAACUGGUGCACAGCUAUAUUAUCUAUCCUACAUGGAACUUGACCCCAGGAUGUGAUUUUCAGCUGCAAGGGAAACAUUAUCUCUUUCUCUUUCUUUCUCUCGUUCUCUCUCAUAUUGCAUAAUCAUGACUGCAUUAUUUAAAAUUAUAUGAGCAAGGGGUAGGCUAAAGGCUGCAUUUUAAAUACUUGCAUGUGCAUCUUUAAAACUUUACUAACAGAUUUUGUACAUUUCAAUUAAGAUGUAUUGUGGAAAUGGCUAAGUGUCACAGAUGGUAAUACUGCUGGGGCUACUUCAGCGUUUUGAUUACAGUUUGCACAAUAUGGUACUUUUUAUGCAUUUAAAAGUCAUAAAAUUUUAUUAAAAGAAAGUGAAACAGAGAUAUGUUUUGAUCUGCAAAAAUGCAAAAGCUGCUCAGCUGAUUACUGUACACUUCUAGGUUUCGUGUAAAUAAAGGCCAUGAUUAACUAGAUGCAGAAAGAUUGGAAGCAACAUUCAGUACAAACAGGACAAACUGUUAUGUCUUCUUGCAACCCCCACCCCCCCACCCCCAAGAAAGAAAUGUAUUGGAGACCUGCCAUGUAUUGUGCUGGCUGGCAAGGAAAAAAACCUUAUACUGCUAAGUCCAUGAGUAAGCAAACUAAGGCCCGGGGGCUGGAUCCAGUCCAAUCGCCUUCUAAAUCCAACCCGCUGACGGUCCAGGAAUCAGCGUGUUUUUACAUGAGUAGAAUGUGUCCUUUUCUUUAAAAUGCAUCUCUGGGUUAUUUGUGGGGCAUAGGAAUUUGCUCAUUUUCCCCCCUUCAAAAUAUAGUCCGGCCCCCCACAAGGUCUGUGGGACAGUGGACCAGCCCCCUGCUGAAAAAGUUUGCUGACCCCUGGCUAAGUCCAUAGUAGAAUUAGAAUUCAGUAGUAACCCCUUCUUCUCUGCCUCUUUUGUCUUCUCUUCCACCUCUUUUUUCUUCACUAGCAUCCUGCAUAAAAUAA
Podarcis lilfordi (Lilford's wall lizard) is the source of this 45686-nucleotide messenger RNA. The record is from the annotation of a GenBank genome assembly. Lineage: Eukaryota; Metazoa; Chordata; Lepidosauria; Squamata; Lacertidae.